Podarcis lilfordi (Lilford's wall lizard) is the source of this 56431-nucleotide messenger RNA. The record is from the annotation of a GenBank genome assembly. NCBI's taxonomy places the organism in Eukaryota, Metazoa, Chordata, Lepidosauria, Squamata, Lacertidae.
AUGGAGACUGUAAUUCAGAAGUAAGUAUUCAGUUAGACUUACUCCUAAAGAAAAUGUGUAUAGUACUUCACGUUUAGUCUACUUGGAGUUUAUCACACACUAUCUUGAAUUUAACAUUACAGGGAGAUUAUAUGAAGGGCAGAAGAUACAUUUUAUGGAGAGAAUCCUAGUAAUUAUUUUCCCUCAACCACUUAUGCAACUUAGAAAGAAGCUGGAUAAAAUUCUAAUUAUGAAAUUUGGAAACCUUUUUACUUCGCUGUGGGGGAGGAUUCAAAAGAAAAGUAUAAAUAUGCACGGUAUUUAGUGUCCAUUAACAUCAUCCUACACCUGUCUAAUUUACUGUAGCAAUUAUUAUAGGUAAACUGAAAAAACCUGACCUAUUGACUCUUACACCUUUUAGCAUCCAGAAAUAAAUGAAUAACAUUUGAAAAUGUUGAAUGUCUUUGUUUUUCACUGGGUUGCUGGGCAGUUUCAACAGUGGCUACAUCUGGAAGACAGUGCUGUAUUUCUCAAAAAUAUCUGUUUUCUAUUUUUUCUGUUUUAAGAUGCAUAUUACCAAGUUGCUUAUAUCAAUUUGCUGGUCAGAUUUAGGAAACCAGCUAAUCCCGUUUCAUAAGAACUUUGAAAUGGCCAUGCUGUCACAAGACAUCUAAAUCAGCAAUUUGCCGGUGAUAGUGACCACCGCUAAAUGCUUGUGAGCUAUCACAACUAUCAGAAUCAUAAAUUUUAUAGACACACUGGACAAUAUACAAAUGAGGCUGUAGUUUUUGUUCACUUUGCCUAAGACAAUUUGCUCAUUAUGUUGUCCUAAGGUUUGUCUGGCUUGGUUUUGAUACGGUUUUGAUACGCUUUACCCUGCAGGUAAACCUGCAGCAUAGAAUCAUUGGAUUAAAGUUGGAAGGGGCUCUGGUGGUCCAACACCACUCCAAUGCCCUGCUCAAUCCAGUAGUUUUACAGGUAUAGCAUCUCGUGUCUUAGAUAAGAUAUUCUGCUUUCGACAAAAUGUCCACAGAUGUGCUCUGAAGGCACCAUCCAAUAUUGAAGCUUCAGCUUCAGGGCCCCCAAUCCCAGAGGGGCCACAGAAGCAACUCUAGUCCACAUUGCUUAAAAUUUUGGGGUCUAAUAGACCUAAUUUGAGUGGCAUUUUUUUGGUAUAUAUUUCAACAACCCCCAAGUUUGACAGUUAGUAGUAAAGAUGCUGUAAAGGUGUGGUGAUCUGUCAUGGAACAACCCCAUUGAAGAAAAUAACAGUGGUUACCCAGAUCUCAUUGCUGGUUGCAAAGGGGCCUUCAUAAGAGUUCAAGAUUCAGGACCCCAAAAAUGUAGGCUUGUCACUGCUCGCCCCAACUGGGCAUCAGCCAUCCUCUCAUACCAUUCCCAUUCUGUGACACUUCUAGGAAUCAUCACCAGCUUCACUCUUCCCUUGCUGUUCUUCAGCAGUAUAUCCACCCAAGGUGGUAGUGGGGAAAAACAGCCUUAUCCACUGGAGUAGAAAUUCUGCACCAUUCUAAAAAGGCUUUCUUAGAAAAAUGCCCUGGUAGCACACAUUCACAUGCACACAUGUGAAUUUUGGAAGUAGUUUCUCCUAUAAGCAUAGGACGACAGGUCCUUGCACCACGCAUCUUACAAUCUAAAAUUCAACACAAGGCAGAAGACUAAGUUUAAAGUGACAUAAUUAAUUAUAACACAGAAACUUGUCCCCCCCUAAAGAAAAGCCCUAUACAAAAAUAUUAUUCUGCCCUGCACAUCCUCUUUAACCACCCCCACCCCUCUUGCCACUUUAUUUGUGAUUUUUCUGCCUUCUAAUGUAUUACAUAAUGAGUAUCAACUGCAAUGCUGAGGCAAGAAGUUUCAAUACAAUGUCACACUUUGUUAAUUAAACAGCAAAGAGAAAAUAUAAUUAGGUAUGUUCUCUUACUUGGCUAAUUAAGAAUGAUCCAGAAUGCGAAAUAAUGAUUUUAAACAACUGAUGAAUAGGGAGGAAAGUAAUUUAGUUCAAAUGGCAAAGCAUGUGUCAGCCUUUGAACAGAAAGUGAGGUAUUCAAGACAGGCUGACUUGCUUCUGUCUGCUUUGACAUUUCUCAUCUUGACUGUGCAAGGUUUCAUCAGCUUUUAUUUCUUAAAUAACAAUGGAUAUAGAAGCAGUGAUACUUGAAGUGGAAAGCUCCAUGGAGAUUCUCUAGCGUAUUUUAAUUGUGCUUGUUUUAAUAUCUCAGUUAAUAGUGGAACACAACAACUGUGGUGUGGUGUCCCUAUUUACCAGGAAUGUUCCGGAUUUAGAGAAGCCAUCCCGGUUUAUGAAUUGAUCCAGGAAUGUCAGGCUUUUCCUUAGGACAUCCCUAUUUUCAUCAGAGAAAUGUUGGAGGGUAUGGUAGGAUGUCCCUAUUUUCACUGGAGAGUAUGGAGUUAUCUGAUCCCGAAGCCGCCUGACAGCAAUCCUGUAUAGGGAAGUUUUAAAAAAAUGUUUAAUGUUUUAUUAUGUUGGAAGCUGCCCAGAUAGGCUGGGGCAACCCAGUAAGAUUGUGGGAUAUAAAUAGUUAAAUUAUCAUUAUGGAAUGGGACGUCCGUAUUUUCAUCAGAGAAAUGUUGGAGGGUAUGGGCAUGCCAUUCAGACAUGGGCUCAUGGUUUAGCACUCUCCACAUUAACCAUGAUGUAAAACUAAAGCUUGUUCUAUGGCUUACAGCCUGUGGUUUGUCACAGAGGGCUAAACCAUGAGCUGGAAUUUGGAUGACAUGCUAAGCCAAACCAUGACUUAGUGCAGCAGAAAGACUGGAGAGGAACAAAGUGGCCAUAGUUUCCUCUCCUAGAAUGUGUACGGCCGUGUGUCUGCACAAUGCCAUGGUUUGGCUUAAGUAUGAUGUGCAAAACAGGUCAAUGUCUUUUUGCUGAGAUAUUAAACAUACUGAACUCAUUUGUCAAACAUAAUCAAGCAAUGGCACCAUUAUGCACUGAAAAGGUUUCAGCUGAAAGGAAAUAAUCAACAGAUAUCUUCUAAUUUCUUGUUGGCUCUGAUUUGGUGUAUAUCGAUCAAUUACCUUUGCAGAUGUAGCCUAAUUAUUCAAAGUCACACAGGCCUUCCCGGAUGUUAAGACUGAUUUUCUUCACUGACAAAAUGUCUAAAGAUCACCAGGAGGUGCAACAACAACAAAAAAUCUAUUGUUCUACUGCGUUCCAAUCCUGUUAAAUCAACUUGCUGUUCGUGAUAAAUUAAGCCUGCACUGCAGGUCAGUGAAUUUCUAUUAACUGCUUAUUAUGGGAGAAAGUAAACUAGCACCAUCAAGAACUUUGCACAUCAACCAAAGCAAGCUGUCACUCUGUUUAACUUUUACAAUAAAUGCCCCUCAGACUCUCACAUGUGAAGUAAGAAACACUAUUUGGCAUUUAAACUUUAGUUGCCAGCACACAUUAAAGCAAAUAAUCAACGUGGAUUGAUUACACCUUCUGACAUCAAAAGGUCAGAAAUUGCUAUGGUGCGUGCGUGUCUUAAAGUGAUAUAUACUUAGUUGAUUUAUAAACCAAUUGCUUUAAAGAAUAAUUUCCCCAGUUGUUUAAUUUAUAUAAUGAGCAGCCUCCUAAGAUGAUAAGGAAGCAGCAUUACAAAUUGAAGCUACUCUUUUUACUCAUUUUUUCUUCCUGCUAAAUUCUUAACUGCUUCUGCUGUUACAUAUAAAAUAAAAAAUGUAAGAAUUAUGAAACUUAUAUAGAAACCCAAAAUAAUCCUGUUAUUCAUUCCAAUUGGCAAUGUUUUAUGUUUUCUCUCGUGUGGGGAACGGAAAUAAUUUAGAAGGUGAUACAGCCAUGCCUGUAACAGUGUCAGAAGCUAGGCAAUAAUUCUAUAUAUGUCAAUUUAAGUAAGUCCCAGAGAAUUCAAAGAGACCUACUUCUAGGUUAGUGGAUAAAGGUUUGCUACCUGGCAAUAUCUUACUACUGAUAGCUGCUUCUCAAAUGGAACAUUACAAAAGGAAGCCUGAGAUUCUUUGAAAAUGAAAAUGUAGAUCCUUCUUUAUUGAUUAUUUUGACUGUUAUUUGACUACACCUUUCAAGUUCUAUAAAGUAUAUAAAUAACCAUACCCAGUCUCGCAUUCACCCCUUGCCCCUGUUAAUGGAUAAACUUGGAGUCAGGCCAAGCCAAGUUAUAUAUUUUUUAACAGUGUGGCUUGAACCUGAAUUUGGGAUGAAGACAGACAGAUGUUCUAAGACUGCAACACUAUGCACAUUUACCUGGGUAUAAACUACCGGAAACAGUGAGGCUCUGGGCAGCAGUGUCCAUUGAGGUGAUUCUCUGGUGGCCACCAUUUGCCACCAGUGCACUGUUCCAAGACCAUCAAGAGGAGAAGGGCAAGCCCACACUUUCUAGCAACUAAUGGCAACAGAGUAAGCAGGGAAUGACUCAGUCAUCACAAUGCAACAUGUGGUUGCUGACUGGAUGCAAGCUCCUAGCAUGAGCAUGGGCUGUUAGCUAAUCAGCUAGCCAGUAACCAGCCACAAGUCACUACUGCAGGGCAAUUCAAGUCCGCCCUCAUCAGUCAUCUUCCCCUCCCCAUCUUCCCCGUAACAGUUCUGAUAUGGGCAUGUUCCUUCCCUGCACCCUUGAUUACAAUACUGUGGCUAUAGUGGUUCCAAUCCAAGAAGCAGCUCACCAGUGACAGAGGUUGCCAAGGUGAUGGUGUAUGUGUGACAGGAAAAGAGUGUAUUUGGCAACAGUGGCAUAGCUAGCCACUCGGGUGCCCGGAGCAGCGCACGCGCCCUGCACCUGGGGGCGGAGAGAGUUAGGGCAGGGCGCACUGUGCAAAGCCUCUCCACUGCCUCCCCCUCAGCUGUAGGGCAGCUGAGGGAGAGGUGAUGAGCAGACGCAAGCCCCAUGCUGCCAUUUCAGGCAGUGCGGAGCCUGCAGGUGACAAAGCCACCAUGUCACUCCCAGGUGAGAUGUGAGGUGUGGCACCUAGUGCCAGCCACGCUUUGUUGCACUUGUUGACUGAACUAAAAAGUUUUGUGAGCCCAUUUUUUUAAAAAAAACACCAAUUUCAUAUUUUUGCCAUUUUGACACCCCCUCAUUGAUGACACCCGGAGCAGUUGACACCCACCACACCCACCCUUCCUACACCACUGUUUGGCAGGAGCCUUGGGUCUCUAGCAAGGUGUGCCAAGAACAAGAGAGGAGAACCACUUUUGGCAGGCUGGGAGAGAUGCCUUGGACUCCAGUGCAGCAUUGCUCUGUGGAACAAGCCGUUCUUGAGAAGACCAUGCUGUAAGAUCUGUACCCCCUCCAUCUAAUUUCAGGUGUAAAUAUAUGAAUAAAUCAUAUCACGUAAAGCCACAACAGCCUCCACCAAGUCUUGAUUCUCGAAAGACCACAAACCCUGGGUGAGCGCCUGGAAGUCGUCCCCCUCCCCAUAUAUUGCCACAGCUCAGCAGAGAGUGGGGGUGGCACCCAACCUUUGUAAGAGUGUGUAAAAACUGGCAUGAUGCAGUCUGUGUAUAGUCUGGAAGGAGGAAAGAUGGAUCAUUGGCAAUCCCUACAGGAGGACAGAUAAUGUCUUCAGUGAUUUGAAAAACUGCACUGUGUUGCUGGAAGUUGUUCCAUAUAGAGAAGGACAAACAAGGUUAUUCCGUUUUAACAAAUGAACUUGUUUAGAGCUAAACAGUCAGGCAAACCUCAUUUGCUAGCUAAGACAUUUUGAGCCGCAGGCUGAAAACAUAAGCGAGUUCCAAGGUACUUUUCCUCUGAGAGUAAACCUAAAUGCAUGCCUUUUGGUAAUACGUACAACACAUUUCCACUUACUCACCAGAGUAGCAUCUUCCUGAAAUGCAUAAAAGUUCAUAUCAGUAGAUCUUUGUAAGAUAAGAGAAAAUACUGUCCACGACAACCAACAUGAUAAUUAUUUUGAAUACACUAUAUGUAACUUGAGCUGCUUGUAGGUAAUAAAAAUGUAUUCCCUAGUAGUAGGUGCAGUGUAGCUUUGUGGAAUUCAGAAUUGUACACCUUCUUCUCUAAAUGCAGAAUGGUUGAAGUCCAUUGAUUUCCAUAGGAAAACAUGGAGCAAAUGAGUAAUGAAAUAAAAAUGACAUGUAUAGGUUUGACUGUUGUUGAAAUACAGCCAUUAUCCAAAACUAUGCUUAGCUCUGACAUAUAAAACAAUUUGUACAAACUGAGUAAUGGUGGGUUUGAAUUGCUCCCUUACCAGAAAUAGCAUUAAAAAGCAAAGAGAGUCAUGUUGUUCCAUAGAAAAAGAUCAAAAAUCUGCAGUUUGGGAAUACCUUUGUUGGGAUUGAGCAAACACACAGAGACAGAGAGGAAGAGAGAGAGAAUGAGAGGGUGUUGGGGAAGACUGUUUUUGCCACUUCUGUCCAAAUAACUUUUCUUUUUGUACUUCAGGUACUUCUCUUACAACUGGUAGAAAUUAGAUAAGACUUCCCUUACUUUAAACUUAUCUAUUUGUCUUUGGAAAAGUAAUAAAACCCUAUUUCCUUCUUAACCUGGUUUAUGAAAGCACAGCUGUCACAAUCACCUAGUAUUAAUAGUAGACUUUAAUAAAAGAAGGAAGAGAGAUGUUUGCUAGAAGUGUGCAAUAGGCCAUGUAAUUUGAUUGUUAACUUUUUUGUACGCUUAAUUUUUUGGGGGUACUUUUUAAUGCAUAGCAAAUUAUGCAUAACAACUUUUACUGCAGAAACAUAUAUGCAAUUAUGUUGAAACAAUUAACAAGUGGUAAAAGGGUGGGAAGAAGGAUGUUAGCUAAUCCAUAUUUAAUAGGGAGUGGUGGUAAAUAUUUUAAAUGAAAGCAUACUUUGAAUUAUGAAACUUUGUUUUUCCUUGCUGCAGGAUUAUGAAAUAUUGUUAUAAUUGCAGAUAUAGUUUUGUUGCAGUAUUUUUCAUGAUGAUAUAUAAUUCCUGACAAAUAUAUCUAUUUCCAGGAUAUAAUGACUACAUUAAAAACUGCUGAAACAAUGUCAUGUGAAAUUCAAGGAAGCUGAUGCAUAAAAUUGUUUCUUUAAAAACUACAGUGGUACCUUGGGUUACAUACGCUUCAGGUUACAGACUCCGCUAACCCAGAAAUAGUGCUUCAGGUUAAGAACUUGGCUUCCGGAUGAGAACAGAAAUCGUGCUCCGGCGGCGCAGCAGCAGCGGGAGGCCCCAUUAGCUAAAGUGGUGCUUCAGGUUAAGAACUGACCUCCGGAACGAAUUAAGUAUUUAACCUGAGGUACCAGUGUAUUCCAUUUUUAUCCCACUCUUUCUUCCAAGGAGCUCAGGAUGACUUACAAGGGCUUUUCUUUCUCUAUUUUAUCUUCACAACUGUCCUGUGACUGAGGUAGGCCAGGCUGAGACAGAAAGUACCUGGUCCACAAUCACCCCGUGAACUUCAUUGGUGAGUGAAGAUGUGAACCUGGUUCUCCCUGCUUUUAAGUGCAGUAUUCUAACAAUUCUAAUUCUAACUCUGCCACCCUGCUUGGCUGUGGAUGCAAAACUGAAGCAAGAACACCACACUGGUAGAGUGAACAGUGUUACUAAAGUGUAGGUGGGUUCCCACAAGGCAAGACACAGUGAAAACAGCAAGAACCUUUACUGAAUUAUGGAGCUGAACAACAGGGACAAAGCAACUGCUUAUAUACAUUUCUGAAGGACUGGGCCACUCCCACUCCCAACAUGAUUGGCUGUCUAAACUUCCAAGCUGAGAACCAUGACUCAGAGUUUAAGGGCCAAUGGCAGAGGCCCAAAUCCUGAAAUGUUUUGUGAUUGGAUAUCAUGUAUCGAAUCAGAACUCAGGAGCUCAGAUUCCUUAGUCCAGACUCAAACUCAGGCAAACACAGACCACUGAAUACAUAACAGUUACAGGCAUAUCAGAGAACAUCAAAUUCAAUUUGAUGCACAUAGGUUUAUUUAACAUGAAUCAGUCCCAGUGUGGUUUGAGCCAGAUAUGCUUCUUUGAGACAGUUUCAGAAUCAACCAAUAAUAUGUGUAGAAUGAUUCAUUAAUGUUUAUACUGUGCUAAAGGAAAGUUCCUGGCAUUGUUUGGAAAACAGGAGGGGGGGGAUAGUGCGGUUUUGAAAUCAGAGGUUAAAAUCAUUGCAGUUUUGAAAGGUUCAGUCCACUGUCUUGAUUCAAAAUAGCAUCCAGUUGUAUCCAAAUAUAGACAAAGACCUGGUCUAUUAUCUCAAGGACCAGCGUGCAGGCUUUGGCUAUAAUAUUUUAACAGGGGUCUAAAUGCAUGGUGUACAAAGAGACAAAAAAACUUUCCAAAAUAUAUAGUAGGAUAAUUCAAUGAAAAUGUCAACUUCCAGACUUAUUUGUCAUGUUCAUAUACAGGUUCUAUAUCAUUUAGAAGAUAAUUUCCCAAAGUUUAAUUAUCUGGCAAGAGUUUUUCACAAUGGCAGUUUACAUGUGAGGAAAACAACCAGAAGCAUGACAUACAAGAUGUAUCAGAAUUUAUCCAAGUUCAGUUAAAUACCUCUCCAAGAAAGUAGACAAUAGGUUAAUAAAUGUUUAUUAUAUUGAUAGUUUUUCUUUCUCAUUUAGUGAAUUGACAAAAAAACUUUAUGUUAGGAACAAAAUCCCAUAUGUUUAGGGCAAUAAAACGUAUGUAGGUUUAGUGUGUUAUAUCAAUCACAAAACACAUACUUUUUGGUCCCCUCAACAAAUGAAAAGUAAAAUCUCUGUUUUAACUUUAUUCUCUUCUUUUUAUACAUUCAUGUACUCCUUUAAGUGGCCUGGUUCCCAAACAGUUUAGGGCUUCAAAAAUAGCCAUAGUAGCAUUUUAAUUUGGGCAUCAAAAGGCACUAGCAACCAGUAAAAUAAUUUAACUGAUUUAUUUGCUAGUAACCAUAUAGCAUUUUAAUUCCUUCAUGGUAGAACUUUGCAUUCUCGCUCCCCUGCUCUGCUUGCCAGACAACGUUUGCCUCUAAUCAUUUUUCUUGAAAAAAGCUUUCCAGUCAGGCAGAGGCAACAGAGAACAGGUAGUGCUAUUGUUUGGCAUGAUAUUUUUCACAAAGAGAAAUGACCAUGGGAGUGAAGGAUGAAAAGAAGAGGAGGAUAAAGAACGGAAGGAAUCGACAACUAAAUAAAAAGAAGACUAGAGUCUUAGCAACAAACUGGGUUCAAAAGAGGUCAUCACUAUCGAUAGUCUGGAGGUCACCAAGAGACCUAUCCAUGGAGUGGGAAGAAGGAAGGUGAUAAUUCUUUACUAACAGCUCAAAACACAGUGGGGGGAAAGGAGUUUAUUAGAAAUGGUUUGCUAUAGCACCAAUGACCAAACUAUUAAAGUGUAAUUUCAUCAGCUACAUACUUGGGAAUUUGGAAAGAGAAAGUUAUCCAGGUAGAAAAAUGGUUUUUUGGACAAAGGCACUGUGCUCCUUUCUCCUCUGGGUGCAAGACAGAAGCCAUGUUUCAAGAAGUGGUCCUCUUUAAUAACGCCUUUUGCAACUCUGCUUUGAUGCAUUAAAAGUUUUCUGUAAGAGUUAUUUGCCAAACAGUAGCAAGCCAUGUAACCAUAGAAGUUUUCCAGUAUUUGGUGGAUCUCUGCCCUGCCAGUGAGAACAGUAUUAACUCCUUGUUUGGGGGCUGUUUUGAUCCAGAUUUACCCUUUCUUCACAUGCAUGUUUAUUUAUUUAUGGCACCUUGACAAUACAAAAUUGUUACUACAGGUUCACUUAUCAUACCUCUCAUGAAAGAAAGAUUUAUUUUCUUUCUUUCUUUCUUUCUUUCUUUCUUUCUUUCUUUCUUUCUUUCUUGUUUUUUUCUGUAGUUCUGCCCCCAGUUGUAGAUUUGCAAAUCCUUUUUAUUAUUGUUGCAAGAGACAGAUGCACACCAUCUGUGAAAGUCAUCCCAUUGGAGGGAUGGGUGUAGCCUGCUCUGGGUGGGGUUACAUUCCCUCUGAAGGAGCAGGUAUGUAGCCUGGGGUACUUCUGAAUCCAUUACUGGGACUCAAGUAGCCUCGGUGGUGGAGAGUGCCUUCCAUCAGCUUUGACUGGUGGCCCAGUUGUUCCACUAUUUGGACAGAGACAUCCUAACUACACUCUGGUAACCUCUAGGUUGGAUUACUGCAACGUGUUCUUUGUGGGGCUCCCUUUGAAGAUGAUUCAGGAUCUAUAGCUAGUGCAGAAUUGGGUGGCCAAAUUGUUGACAGGGGAAGAAGGGUCCCAACAUAUUCAGGCACAAUUGCACUGACUACCAAUUUGUUCCCAUGCUGUAAAACCUUAUGUGUCUUAGGAUUCCCAUUCUUCCCCCACCCCCACAUGAAGCUAAGGACUCUGUGAUCAUCAACAGAGGACCUUCUCUGUGUGUCCCCUCUAUGGGAGAUCCAAACAGUGCCAACGUGAAAAUGCUCCUUUUCAGUGGUGGCUUGCUGCUUGUGGAUUGCUCUUUCCAGGGAGGCACAGUAUACUUGUCACAAUCCUUAUCUCUUUUUUAUCUAUUUGUAGGAAAAAACAUUUCUUUUUACCCAGACUUUUGGCCCUUAAUUUGAAGGGUUUGAGGUAUUUGUGGCCUCUUUUUGCAAGGCAGGAUCUGUAAGACCUGUCUUGUCUGUAUAGAUGUGUUUUUAGACUUUCAUUGGUUCUGUUUGUUAUAACUGGUUUUAGUAUUUAUAUUGUUUUUGUAAGUUGGUUUGGGUCACUUCUGUGAGAAAAGUGACUAAUAAGUGUAAUAGUAAUAGCAGUAAUAAUAUUUCCCAAACCUUUUGAAUCCCUUUCUAGAGUUACUCAACUUUCUGGGCCCCUAAAAUUCAGCACCUAUGCAAAUCUCUCCAUGUGUUGAAAGCCUGUUCAUAGAGCACUUUGGGGACUCGCACUCACUUCCACACAUCCCUGAUGUCCUGCUGCCUAGUUCGGGUCCCUCCUUGUGUGUGGUGGUUUUACUCAUAUGCAUCUCUCUCUGUGUGAAGCUCUGAACUGCCAGACAAGGAAGCAUGAAAGUGGGGUGGACUAGCAGUGGCCAGCCCACUCAAAGGCAGUAUGCAAGUUCCCAUGACCACUUCUUUGCAAACUCUCAAGGUAUGGGGAGAUUUGCAUGAAUCAGCCACCUAUAGUUGGUGCUGAAUUGUGGGGGUCUAGAAGGUAGGGUAACUUUAGAAAGGGGUACAAAAAUGACAGUGUGGUGGACAGACACCUGUACCUAGAAACAACAGUGACAAAAAUUUGCAAAACAUCCACGAAGGACCAGAACUGAGACUAGAACUGCACAUCAAAGGUUUUGAAAAAAGAAUAAACAAACUCAUUUUAAAAGCAAGAUAAAGGGAACAUUAGAGGAGCGGGGGCCGGGGGGGGGACGACAUGCCACAGACAUGAUUAAUAGUUUGAACACGUUUUGCUGUCACUUAUAAGCACCUCAUGUUCAGCUGUUGCACUUUUUUUUUUGUCGAGUGUCAUGAUUGUCUUGCUCUUUCAAGAAAAAUGAUUUUUUGGGAAACGCCGAGUCUUCAUGCAAGGGAAUGAAUGUCAUACAUUUCAGUACAUCUUUCAUUCAUGCCAUGGAAACAUUUGUUGCUCGUGGAAUUUAAUUGCUUCAUCUUUAUUUCGCUGUCUGCCUGCUUCUUGUUAGAUGGCUUCCUCUCUACCUCCCAGAAACACAAAAUAACUUCCCAGCACCAACAAGCAGCACAUUAAGUAUCAGAUCCACUCAUCCCCAUCUCAUCCCACUUCAUUCCUUGUAGUAAGCUAUUGGCCUGGUGUGGGAUUUGCUCCUGGCCCAGGAAAAGGGUUCUCUAAAUUUGGAGCAGAGCAGCAUUUGGUAUAUAGGUUAUUUGGUAUAAUAUUGUUGGAUUGUAGCAACCUGGAUUGUAACACCUCAAUUCCAUAGAGUUGGCAACAAACAUGCCAGGAACAGAGCUGUUGUAAGAAAUUCCCCUUUAUUGAUUCCAAGAUGGUGGUAGGGAACGAGGCAUCUGACCUGUUCUCAAGCUGUUUUUCUUAUUUAUUUUGUAAUUCUUUUUUGAUUUGUCAGAGGCUGCCCUGAACAUUGUGGUCCCAAUGGAAAGGCUGGUUAUACAUUUACUUAAAUAAAUACAUAAGAGUAAAGAUUAAUCUUAAAGGUUUUCUGCACACACACUUACUUACAAGUAGUUAUUUUUGUAGUUCAUAGGGAUCAACCUUCACAGGGAUCAAUAUGAAUUUCAGCAAGGGUUUCACGGGCAGGAAGGCUAGCAUUAUGGACGUUUUGUGCAUAUGCUUAGGAACAGCCUGAUCAGCUGCUUGCUUGGCACCUGUGCGCAUAGGCUCAAUUUAUAUUCAUAGCUCAAUAAGAAUUUAUGGGUGGAAAUGAUAUACGAUUCAUAGCACAGCCAAUGUUACAAGCUGGACAAGCUAUGAUGUGUAUUGUGGAUGCCCAGGCAAUUAUGAAUUUUGGUGCCAUUUUUCUUUGUUUGGUUAAUAAGCAGGAUAAAAGUACGGUAUCCAGUGUUUACGUUUUCCAACCACUGUGGCCUUUGCAAGAUAGAAAUUAAAAAAUAAACACACAAAUUCCUCUUUUUAUGAACUUUGCAUCAUUUCCAUGUGUCACGUAAGAAGCCUGAAAUGCUCACUUAUUUAAAAAAAGAGGUAUAUUUAAAUAAGUCGAUAUAAUUAUUCUCUAUAUUUCUUAGGAUAACUGGUCAUGGGUUUUUUAAAAAGAAAUGUCCCAAACUAGCAUUUUGCAAUCCAUUAUACAGGAGGAUCACUUUAGCAUCCUGGUCUCCCUAUGCAUUUUAAUGAAGAGGACAGAUCUCUGCAUGUAAAGAGAAGUGCAAGUGGAUUCUGCUUUCUUUCCUGAUAAGAGAGGCUGCUUCAUUUGGAACUGGUUGCUAGACUUUGGCAAUGCAGACGUACAACUGUUUACUCAGAAUUAAGUCUCAUUAUUUUCAAUGCACCCUCUGCCCAGAUAAAUGUGUACAGGAUUGCAGUCUGAUUUUCUUUGUUGUCUCAAUCUUGUGUCUUAACUUGUAGAAAGGGGAGUGUGGAGAGGACUGCAUUGGCUGCUUCACAUUCUGCACAAGGAGGUCACUGAAAGCAAAAUUCAAACCAGGAAUGUGCCUCAGAGUGAGCAUAUUAUCUCCACCCCAAUAUAUUUAUUAAUUUUCCAAAUUAUGACAAAGCGUGUUCUCAUUAAAGGAGAGCACGUGUUGUGGAUGGGGCCGAGCAAAGCACCCCAUAGUUGCCAGGCAGGAUAGAUUGAAGGGGCUUGGAUCGGAUUGGUGGUUGAUGUUACUGGGGUAAAUUUGAUGUUGCCAAUUUAGGGGUGGGAACAGAGGUUAUUUAAACAAGGCUCACAGCAUGUUCCUUUCUCUUUCGCUGUGGGCACCGGAUCACCCGCCCGCCCUCCCUUGAUUGGGCUUGUGCUUUGACCUUGCUAUGCCUGUCAUGGGGUCGUCCGCAUUGGUGCGGGGGCCUGGUAGGAAUUUUUCCUUUUGGCUGAUUAGUGUGUGCCAAUUGGUUUUUGCCUACUGCAUAGCAAAUCGUCACAACUUGUAAGGUUGGCGGUUAGGCAUUGGUUUAAAUCGGUUGGUGGAGGGGUAUGGAUUGGCUGUGCCUGCCCCUCCAAUGCUGCUGCUGCACGGGAAUUCUGUUAAAGGAAUUCAGGGGCUUACCAUCCUCUCGUCCAAACCCCUCGAAUCGGGUGCAGACCACGUAAGCUCCUGGGAGCAUGCGGGGAGAAGCUGAGGGUCUGUGUCGCAGCUCCAGUUAUCCCUGAUCUUGUUCCUCCACACUGGCUCUCGCUGGAAUCCGGGAGUCAGUGCUGUCCCCCAAGGCGGGGGGGACAGCUAGUCAUAACCAGUGCCUAAGCAACCACUCACAAUUUGUAUUUUAAUAAAGUUGUGGCCAAAAUUAUGCCAAAAACCUUAAACAAAAAUUAUGUGUGAUGUGUGAGUUAUUGGGGUAGGGGUGUUUUGGGGACCUCAGCACGCAAAUCCAACCAAAUUACUUUAAUUUUAUACAGUUUCUUAAAAUCAGGUUUCCUGCUCCUGUUGCAAACAUAUGUUGAUCGUUUCCUACCAAAGCAGCAUCAUUUCUUAUUUAGUGUUCAGUUGCCAUUCUUAUUUAGUGUUCAGUUGCCAUCUGUCAAUCUUCGUUACAUCAUUCUUGCAGCUGACCACAUCUUCCUCCUUACAAACAGCACCUCUGUUACAUCUUAUAAGUAUAAAAUCCAUUACACGUGUGUAGUCCUUCAUAUACAUUGUUGUUUCAGACCUGGUGUGCUGGGAGAAUUAAUUACUAUCUUCCAUUGUUCACUUCUUUGCAGUGUUUAUCUGGAUGGUACAAGGUAACACAUUCCAUUAGAAUGAGCAUAUUAUCUUCAGGUACAGCUCAUGUGAAGAAUGGUGCCAUAAAAUCUUUAUCUGCUGGCGACGUUGCAUAAAAACACUUGUGUGUGUGUUUACAUACACACCUGUACAUACAUACAUACAUAGUGCUUUUUUCUGGAUGGGACGCAGGGGUACGUAUACCCCUAAACAUUUUGUGAAUCUUAGUUUGGCCUCAUUGAGGGGCAGUUUUUCAAUAUGAGUAGGAAAACUAAAAUACCCCUAAACAUUUUUUUAAAGAAAAAAAGCUCUGUACAUACAUACAUAACACAAACAGCAGCUUUUUUGGGGUGUGUGUGUGAUAUUGGACAGGAAAAUGGCACCAGAAAAAGCUUUAAAGAGACAUGGCCACCAGUCUAAGCAUUUUAAAAACAAACGUGCUUAAAUUAUGUCCAGGUUUGCCCUGUAGCUGCCUACAGAAAGUAGCACCCAGCCAGGAAGCACAUAAAAGCACAUAAAGGCACAUAAAGGGAAGUGAGGGGUGUCCCCAUCAUCUGUUAUGGGAAAACAGGUAACGGACAGCCCACUGUCAUGUGGCCCUCCUAACUCCCCUCCCCCAAAUGGAAUGAAAGGUGCUGGAAGAAAAUGAGAGGAGUUAAUGUACAAUUAUUAGAGGAUUGUGGAUUGGGAAAGGAGUAUCGGGCAUGCACUUAGAACACAAACACAGUAAGCCUCACAGAAAGUACAGGAAGAAAUGUGGGAAUGUUAAGGAUAUUAGGAGAGGCUAUAUUGAUUGAAUAUUAUCCUUCCUUCACUCAUGCUAGUGAGUCAUGUAGCAGAGCAAAUUCCCCUCAGUACAGCAGGAAGCUAGUUUGCGGCUUUCUUUGAAUCUCUUUAGUGAAGAUAAUUCCUAGUGUCCCCUUUUAUCCCUCUUAAAAUAAUAAAGACACAAGAGCCUUUCCUUAAAAGUAACAAGACGUUUACUAACAUUUGGUUCAGAGUAUGAUCCCUGAAGUGGAAGGACAGAUCAUGAAGCUGAGGCUCCAAUACUUUGGCCACCUCAUGAGAAGAGAAGACUCCCUGGAAAAGACCCUGAUGUGGGGAAAGAUGGAGGGCACAAGGAGAAGGGAAUGACAGAGUACGAGAUGGUUGGACAGUGUUCUCGAAGCAAACAUGAGUCUGACCAAACUGCGGGAGGCAGUGGAAGACAGGAGUGCCUGGCGUGCUCUGGCCCAUGGGGUCACAAAGAGUCGGACACGACUAAACGACUAAACAACAACAACAAAUGAUCCCCGAGGGCAGGCUUUAGCUAGUAGUUAAAGAACAAAUUGUGGGUUCAUCCCAUAUGGGGACUGAGCCCAUGUGCUGCUAGCUGAGAGCCAGCAGUCAGCAAAAUACAUUAAGAGAACAGCAUCAAGAGAAGAAAAUGGCUUCAGAAGAGUAGCAUGGCAUCAAGAGAGACAGAUGGCAGUGUGACUCAGCUCUUUUAUGGAGUCAGCCAGGGUCACGCCCAUCUCCCUGGUCACAUGUAGGGGAAGGAUGCUCCAGACCUGUGAAACAGGAAAUUCUACUGGCUGGAGUAACAUCCCCCUGCCUGUGUCCACUCUAGGGAAACAAGGAAUGUUGUAUUUGACUGCUCCAAUGGAUUACACCCCACAAGAAAGACCAUGAGAAAAAAAGCAGGGGCAAAAGAGUUGAUUUCCAGCUUCCCAGAAUAUCAUGUGAUGCUUUCAGAAGUGGCUUUAGGGUAGUGUGACUGGUUCAGCUGCACUUGGUGCUGUUACCACAGGGGUUGGUGUAGCAAUGGUGUUGAAUUGAGCAUGAGAAGCAAGGGGGUGGCAGCAAAUUUUAGCAUCGCAUAGGGUGCUUUUGAAAUUUGUGAGUCUCCCAUUGAUAAUUUGCCCUAACAGUUCUUUCCGCAGGAUCAUUAUCCUCCUUUUCUGUCAAAGGCAGAAAGGGGAAGAGAAAACAGGCUACACACUGCCACUGAAGUGAGUUCUAUAACCCUUGUAAUGAUUGCUGCUACUGACCUAGAUCAUAUAAUUUUUAAUAACGUGAUCUACCCUAAUGUCUGAUAUUAAGCUAUUUAAAGAUUAAUUCAGAGAGGACUUGCUUUAUCUUAAUUAAGAGUAGGAAAUAAGUUGAGCAGGGCACUUGGUAAUUCAUUUUGCAGUUGACUCUGGUAAGGCUUGCUUUCAUAAAUUUGGCAUAUCUGAGAAUUUAUUAUCUGGGUAGGAAGCAAUCUAUAGAGUUCUGCUCUCUUGUGAGCAAUAAAAUAUUAGGUUCCUUUCAGCAUGCACAACAUUUGGGAUGAUCAGUGAUAUAGCCUACAUGAAAGGGAAGAGGUUCCUCAGCAAAUACAGACCGGAUUCCCCUAACUUCAUGCCUUUGGCUGUGGCUAAUGUAGUAGGUGGGUGCCACGUUAUGGAAAGUUCAUAUUAACACUGAUUGAUAGCUCAGCUCAAAGAGCAUGUGACUCUUAAUCUCAGGUUUGUGGGUUCAAUUGCCACUGCAGGGAGUUGGACUAGAUGAUCCUCAUGGUCCCUUUCCAACUCUUCAAUUCUAUGUUUGUCUCUAUGUCUAUGAAUGACUGGCAAGAGAGAGGUGAAUUGGUCACAGAAAACCUAGGAGUUUGCUUUUCAGAAAGUAACCCAACAUGGUUAGCAAUAAGAUUUUCUUUCAGACAGUAGCACACUUGUUAACUAGUUUUGAGAAGUUACUUGUUUCAACCUCCCAACAUGUUACAAAAAUUGGCACUUAAAAAUUGGCACCUGCGGCACUUCUAAAGGAAUAAAAUCCAUUUGGGAAUCUGGCAGCAGUUGAACAAUAUUUUUUUUAAUAAACCCCAGUGGGGUGAAUGUUUCCGUGUAGACCUAUGAAAUCCAUUAUUGCCAAGAGUUGAAGGUAUUAACUAGCUAGCACCUUUAACCCUGUCAAGUUUCAAAAACUUAUUCAACCUGUGAUCCAACAGUUGUUGGAGACAAUAUGGGGCUUGUAUCCACAUGUGAUAUUCAUGUCCAGUUAUUAAUGUUAUUGGAAGGCAAAUGUUGAAGCUGAACAUCACAGAACAAUGCUCCUAGAGGAGCAUUACUGAAUGCUUUCCCAGAAGACCAAGGAGAAGCAUCAUACCAGGAACUAGUUUAUCAUCUCCCCACAGAGCAGAAAGCGCUGCAUACUGGAAAGACCAAAACACAGCACAGGGAUUCCAUCGUGGUGCAGGCUAUAAUGGGGCCAUCUUGUUAUGGAACAACUAACUCACCAUCAAAAUAAUUUCUAAAGUCUGUCGAAUCCAGGAGUGGGAAACCUGUGGCCUUCCGGAAGUUGUUGGCUCCAACUCUUAUCAGCCCUAGGCAGCAGAGCCAAGCUGUCUAUGAGGAGGAGUGAAGCAGCCCACCUCAGGCAGCGGAAUCCCACAGGGCAGCACCCCUGUGGGCACCUUGCCCACCCCUGUCACUACUGCCAGAGUUGCUUCUGGCAAGAUCUCAUGGAGCUCUGCAAGGUAUUGUGAGAGUUCUGUGAAACAUCAUGGAAUCCCACUGGAAACUACCACAUGACCCUGCUAAGCAAGGCUUUGGUGAUGGGGUGGCAGUGGGUGUGGCACCUUUCUGUUUUGCCUCAGGCAGCAAAGCAGGUUUCACCAUCGCCUAAGUGUGCCUCUGGCUUGGUGUUGCUUGGAGGUCCAGGCCAGGGGAAAAUAGUUAAGCAGGGCAUGACAGAUAAUAGCAGUGAGCCCAAUGGUGACAUGUGCUGAUGCACUGCUGUUUUCUUGGCACAACAGCAAGGAAAAAGCAAGCCCUAUGCAAUCUUAAGCCCUAUGCAAUCUUAAGGAAAUCAGCCCUGAGUGCUCACUGGAAGGACAAAUCCUGAAGCUGAAGCUCCAAUACUUUGGCCACCUCAUGAGAAGAGAAGACUCCCUGGAAAAGACCCUGAUGUUGGGAAAGAUGGAGGGCACAAGGAGAAGGGGACGACAGAGGACGAGAUGGUUGGACAGUGUUCUCGAAGCUACCAGCAUGAGUUUGACCAAACUGCGGGAGGCAGUGGAAGACAGGAGUGCCUGGCGUGCUCUGGUCCAUGGGGUCACAAAGAGUCGGACAUGACUAAACGACGAAACAACAACAUGCAAUCUUUCUUUUUUCAGAUGGGAGCGAAGGUUAGAGAGCUGGUGUAGCAUUGAGGGUUGAAGGGAGAAUGAAAAUUGAUGGGUCUGGGGAAGCCAGCCUUUCCAGGCUACUUUUGAUUCCUGUGAAUCAUAAGAGAUCAUGUGCUUCCUUUGUAAACUUAAAUAUCAAUAUAAUAUCUGUGUUUUCCUUUGGCUGUUUGAACAUGCUUAUUAGCAUUCUUUAUCCUCCUGACUUUUCCUUUCUCUCUGACUCAUGCACCUUUCAGAAUUAAAGUAUCUGAAAAUUUGAUAUGAGCUUAUGCAAGAUAAUUAGCUCCCAUCGAGGUUAAGAGCAAGAAAUUAUUAUAAUUAAAAACAAAAAAAGCUUAUAGUGUACUCUGAAGGGGACUAGGUGCUUAUUUUCCUAUUUAACACAAGGUGAAUCAGGAAUGCUUCUGUCAGUUUAGAGAGAAAGGCUACUUGGAAAUUGUAUGUUGCGUUUACUUUUCCUUGUGCACUGAGAAAAUUACAACACAUCUCCUGGAUUUGUAAUGACAUUAUCAUACAACAACUAUAGGAACACCCACACAAAGGCAUCAUUUGGAGUCCUGCACCUUGAGAAAAAUAUUACAAUAGCAUCUCUCCCCUUGCCCUCCCCACUAAAACCCAAGGCCUGAAAACUCCUCCUCCAUCAUUUGGCGAAAGUCAUAUCUGCCUCCUGUUCUUGCAGAUUUACCUAUCAGGUGCUCUUGGGGUGACUCCUACAAUUCUUUCUUUCAGGAUGCAUUGCAGAGCACUUUGGAAGGUGAUCUUAUCUAUGAUUCCUCCAGUCAGAGUGCAGUCUGCAGGUUCCUCCUGGGAUGUAUCAGAGGAAAACACACUUUGUUGCAUAAAUUAAACAUGCAUUUUAAAAAUUACAUUAAAUGCCAAGUCUGUUUCUGGCAACUUAUUAGGAUGCUGUUGUGGUUCCAUAUUCUGCUACAAAUGAUGAAACGUUUUUUUGAUUUUAAGAUUUAGUUCUCCCACCUCUGUUUUAUAUGCAUUGCAGAAAAGUGCUUUUCAAUGUAUUUUGAAAAAACAUUUUAGCAAAGGAAAACAAAUUAAGUGUGUUACAAAUGUUCUGCAGUCUUAAGCACUGUGGGGGUGUUUUUAUUUCUUAACAUAAAUGUUUGGUCUUUAAAAUCCACAUUCGUAAAGUAAAGCUGUUUUGCAGUUUCCCAUAUUUAUUUCAUGCUGCUGUUUAUGAUCCUGUGAGAAGAAAAGGAUGAAAUAAACAACAAAAAAAUACAAAUUUGGCUUUAAAGAAAUCCUCUUAGUUUUUUGGUUUUUUUUUAAACUACCUCCAGUUCAGAACAGGGAUGGGGGAUUGGAAAAUUAAGGGGAGGAGCCCUUCUGUGCAAAGGGGCCAUUAGCCUAUUGGUGUAUGUGGGGGGAUAUUUUCCCACAAAAUAUCAGAAAUUUAUGAACAACAGAUGAAUAAUUCAGGAUUUCUAAAACACAUUAUGUGACAAUUUCAUUUAACACCGCCCGCCACCCCGCAAUGAUAUCUGGAACGUUGUCCGGAAGAAUUUGAAAAAUCUGCUUACUAGAGUGUUAAGAACGGCUUUUUUCCAACCAGAACUCACCGGAAAGAGUGUAUAUUUGGUGCUCAAAGGACAGAUGUCACCAUCCCUAUUUAAAGUCAUCCCUGCUUAUUUUACUUAAUGAACAUUAAUACCUUUAGCCUCUCAGAAUACUUUACUGACACUUAGUGUUCUGUCCCAACAUAAGUACUGGGUAUCCUUGGGAAGUUAUGGGGGUUAUAGCUCUCCAGAAAACUCAGUCAUUGUCAGGGAACUGCCAUCAGUGCCGGAGGGAGAGCAAAAUCCAGAGGGAUUCUGGAAAGCGUCCCAGGAUUGGGAGAGGCAGCCCAUCUUCUGGGGAAGAGAAUCAGCGUAGCACCAGUGGAGAAGGGGGGCAGAUGGGGGAAGCGGCGAGGUGGUCCCAUGACUCCUUGCCGGGGACCAGCGGCAAGAAGGCUUUCGCGCAGAGAAAGUAGGAGGAGACUAGGCGUCAAAGAGCUUCUUUGCUGGAAGAAGUUUAAGAAACGCCCACUGACGGAUUCUGCCAGCGAUUGAGACAGCCACGGGUGAGUGGCUGUCCGGACAGAAAAGGUUCACUCAGGCAAUCCAGCCAGGUGUUUGCACCGGCUUACGCAUGAGCAACCCCUAGAACCAUUACAGUCACGUACAUCCCCCCUCACACCAAUCAAACUCUUUCUGGUGUACUGAUUAGCAACAGGCAGGUAGGAUUAUUUUCCAUUUUAAUUAUCCUCAGUGCUUCAGAACAUCACAAUAGGGAGGCCAUUGGGGUAAGUUAAAAUGGUGCCAUGGCUAAGAAGUUUAGGGCAGUUUGGAGUACAGUGGUACCUCGGGUUAAGAACUUAAUUCGUUCUGGAGGUCCAUUCUUAACCUGAAACUGUUCUUAACCUGAAGCACCACUUUAGCUAAUGGGGCCUCCCGCUGCUGCCGUGCUGCCGGAGAACGAUUUCGGUUCUCAUCUUGAAGCAAAGUUCUUAACCCAAGGUACUAUUUCUGGGUUAGCAGAGUCUGUAACCUGAAGCAUCUGUAACCUGAAGCGUUUGUAACCUGAGGUACCACUGUACUGCUGUUCACUGCCAGUUAAGUCCACCGGGGCCUCCCAAUGGCAGAGGGGUCCCACCAGAGGGAGCUUUCCUAUAGUCUCCUCAACCUGGAUCCUGCCCUAUUUACUUUGAUGAAUACUUCAUAAAUGUUUGAGUAACAAAACCUUUCCCACAAUUUCAAACUCAUGCUUCCCUGCUCUAGAUUUCCUGAUCCCACAAGUCGUAAGACCUUUCAGAUGCCCAUAGGGCUUGCAUUGCGGCGCCCAAAUAUUUGAGGCUGAAACUCAGUGUGAAUGAGAUUCAUUGUGAUUGGCAUGCCCUCUAAUUGUGAUGGAAGAGUCAAUUUAUUUUAAAUUGUCUUGGCCUCAAAUCCAAUGAAUAACUGCUGGAUUUCUAAGCAUCUGUCAAUAUAGAUGGGGCAUUGCCUAGCAAUGUUUGUGAUUAACAAUAAAUCAGAGCAGGGGUAGCCAACAUGGUGCCCUCCAGAUGUUGGCUACAUUUUGCUAAUAAACUAGUCCUAAACACUGUUUGAUUUGUGCCAUGGGCUGGCUUUCUUUCUGGCCAUUAACCCCACAUUUCUGCCAGUAUUUUCAGAACCACCUCUUCAAAAACAAAACAAAAGCUAGCUGAAUUUAAAUAGAGAUUGCAGCCGAAGCUAGGUGUGGCGAGUUUAUAACGCCAGAACAUGUCUACUCUUACUCCUAUUUCAAUGUUCCCUCCUUGAACUGAUGUAACAGGGCUCCAUUAAACUGAUGGGAGUACAUUUGAACAGAUACAAUGAUGCAAAUGUUUUCCCCCGCCAUCAAUUUGCCUCCCAAUUGCAGGAGGCGGCAGUGCAUAUGCACAAGACUCACGUAAAGAUUAAGUGAUGAUGCUUUUAUCAGGGAUAAAAGGGAUUUGCAAUGCAAUAGUAAGAGUGUGGGUAUUGAUUGGACACAUCCCUAGAGUGUGGCUGUUAAAUGGCAGUUAAACAGCAACAAUUUGGGGUAUUAUUGUUAAGUCAGGCUCUGUUAUUUGGAUAAAUGGUUUUAUGUGGAUAAAUCUUUUAUCCACACCAAAAGGUGCUGGGAUUCAGGCUGCUGCUGCUUAUAUACACUUCCUUUUCUGCAUUUCUUUUAGCACCAGUGUGGUGUAGUGGUUAAGAGCGGUAGUCUCGUAAUCUGGGGAACCCGGUUCGCGUCUCCGCUCCUCCACAUGCAACUGCUGGGUGACCUUGGGCUAGUCACACUUCUCUGAAGUCUCUCAGCCCCACUCACCUCACAGAGUGUUUGUUGUGGGGGAGAAAGGGAAAGGAGAAUGUUAGCCGCUUUGAGACUCCUUAAAGGGAGUGAAAGGUGGGAUAUCAAAUCCAAACUACUAUUCUUCUUCUUCUUCUUCUUCUUCUUCUUCUUCUUCUUCUUCUUCUUCUUCUUCACCUGCCAUUGUUCAUACAUCUCACUGGAGUCUGCUGGACUGAUGGCUGCUCUACAGACUUAGGCUGCAGUCCAAAGCCCAAACAGGCAGUGGUUGAGCUGAAUGGAGCAGCCCUGCAACCUAUACAAGCAGAAGAUGGCGGGCAGCCAAUAGCUAUGCCAGUCUUGAGCUAGUGUAGCAUUUGGGUCCACACUGGGCUUGAGCCAGUGCCACCAGCAUGCAGUUCCCUGUGUGACCUGCUCAAAGUGUUCUGGGCGUGGGAUGGUGGUGCAGAUAGAGGGCAGUGACAGAACUGGGGGGAGAGACACUGGUGUCCAGUCCACCCCCUCUCUCAUGGCCCAGCACAAAGGGGGAGGGGUUUGAAAUUGCAGCCUCAAUUCUUUUGGUUUGUGAUUGGUUUUAAAAUUAUUUUGUGUUUUUAAAUCGCUGCAACCUACCCUGGGACAUUAUGGUGAAGGGUGGGUAAGAAGUCAAAUAUCAAUCAAUCAGUGAAUGAAUGAAUGAAUGAAUAAAACUAUCUAACUCAAACUGGGUCUCAGACUGAAACGUUCGCCUCUCACAUACAGAAAAUGCGGGCAUAGAGUAGCUUGCUUGUGUUCCGAUUGGCUCUUGCAUACUAAUAACUCCUUCCCCAUUGGUCAUGAGGGCUGCUUUUUUAUUGAGAAGCAAGACCAGCUUGCAGUGGGUGGGCUGAGGUGACAUGCAUCUUGGAUCAAUACAGUGACUAAGAAAAAUGAUGACUUGGCAAAGGAUCAAAGGGAUGUUAUCUUUAAUAAUUAACAGUUAACAAUUAAAUCUUCAGUUUUUAAUUUUUUAAAAAAGAAGUCCUGCCUCAGCAUUUCAGUGUGAAUUUCUCCGAAUACAUUUUCUAUCCCAUUUUUCCUGAUAUGCAAUUUUUGCAAAGCAAUUUCCCACAAUAUGAUAUCAUUCCUCUAAUAAAAUUUCCACAGUAUCUAUAAACAUUUGUAUAUUAUUUUCAUUAAUAUAUGCAUUUUUAUUCACACUUUAUCCUCGUAUAUGCAUUUUUGUAUACAUUUUUUGAACAGAGAACUGCAUUACAAAAUUCGGAGAAGUGCAAAUUUUGAAUGAGAGACCCAUUUUGAAUUGUGUGUUGUUUUGGACUGUUUGAGAUUAGAUCGGUUUGCCUUAAUAUGAGAAUUGAAUCUAAUUUAUUCACCAUCCUCUUGCCUUCCAGAGGUUUUGGACUACAACUCCCUUCAAUCUCAGCCAGUAAUCCAAAACCUCUGGAGGGCACCGUCGCUGAAGGCUGUUCUAUAGUGUCUGCGUUCUCAUUGCCUCAGUGAAACUUCUUCACCAACUUGUUGGGUUAUGAAUGAUAUUUGAAAGAUGACGGUGUUAGACUGACUGAAACCUAAACUCCUUGUAUAUUUAAGUCUCCCUGAGUAUCUGAUCUUUUUUCCUUUUUCCUUUGCAAACUAGGGAGACGAAAUACUUCUCUUCUUCUCAUCCUCAUGGGGCAGACAAGCUCACAAGAUGUCUAUGUGAAACCUCUGCUUUCCUUCAUAGAAGGAUUCAAAGCUCUAUCUAAGGUAAGGGAAAUUCUUCUUAUUAAUUUUUUAAAAUUUCAUCUGUUUGGGAUAACUUUGUUCUAGGCAACUUUUAUAAUAUAAUGACUUGCUUUCCAGAUCUGAUUAUGGAUACAUAAAUCAGAGUGAUGGUGGUUUCAUAUAUAUAUAUAUUGUACCAAUCCUGUUAAAUAAAACUGAAGCUUUUGAGUGCCAUGCAGUGUUUUCAUUAGUCAAAGGUUGUGAGUCAGUUAAUUAUACGACAAGAGGUGCAAACUCUUUCUUCCCUAUGACUCAUAUAACAGAAGCAUCCUGAUUAAUAUUUCAUUGGUGAAACAGUAUUUUUCAGAAAUAUUUAUGGCCUGAAAGACUUUUCUCAUCAAGCUACAAUUCUCUGUGAUAUGAGAUUUUUAAUCCUGAAAUCCUGAGUGACUCCUUUGAAAUUGUUGAUGGAAUGAAUUAAUAUACAGGGCAAGCACAGAUACCAUGUUCCAUGCCAAAUAAUAAAAAGCAGUUCUCAGAAUAGCAUGAAAAAAUUAACCUUGCAAAUGAACAGAUAAUCUGAACACUGAUUUUCUUCAAUAGUAUUUGAUUAAGGAGCUUUUCAGAUGAAUGCCUAAUCAAAAAAUUAUAUAGCAAUAGCCUGCUUAUUAAAACAUUCACAUUAUUUUGAAAAAUUAAUUAUGGAAGUUGAAGAGAUACUAAAUUUACAUUGGUAAAUGUUAACAUGAGGGCUCCCCCACCCAAAAAAAUAGCCCCAGGCCUUGGUCUGUUGAAAGUGAGUGUUUUGAAAAGAUUUUUCACUGUUCUGUGUGCAGAAGACUGAUCCUUGUUGCCCACCUAACACCUUUUGCCAUUAUGUUGAUUGGCAGCUGUCCUGUUGGGAGCAAUUUGCCUGAUCUGCCAGGGGGUAAAAAGUAUGGCAGUGCAUUGGCAGCUGUUAACUAGGACGACAAAGCCAAAAACAGUGGAGGGAGAUGGAAUAUAUUAUAUCAAUGUUUUAAAAUCACACACAAACAAAUGACACCUCAGUGUCACUGUAUUUUUUUAAUAAAGCAGUGAAAUCUACAAAGAUUGUGUGUCUUUUUCUAAGUGAUCUUUUGUGGCAGCUGGAUUGGCAUUGCACUUUUUUUUAGAACCGAGUCAUGCACUUCUACACACACACACACACACACACACACACACACACACAGACCCCCCCACCUUUUCACAUUUUUUGAUAUUCCAAACAGUAUUCUUCGAUAUUUGUGUUAUGGUCCCAAUGAAAAUUGCAGUGCCUGUGAACUCUCCACCCCUGGAAGGUGCUGUUUCUUCAGGAAAGGAGGCUGCCAUGGCCACAAAUUCAGCUUCCUUCUGGGAAGAAGAAUACAGUGGUAUCUCGGGUUAAGUACAUAAUUUGUUCCGGAGGUCCGUUCUUAACCUGAAACUGUUCUUAACCUGAAGCACCACUUUAGCUAAUGGGGCCUCCCGCUGCCGCAGUGGCGCCAGAGCACGAUUUCUUUUCUCAUCCUGAAGCAAAGUUCUUAACCUGAGGUACUAUUUCUGGGUUAGCGGAGUCUGUAACCUAAAGCGUAUGUAACCUGAAGCAUAUGUAACCCGAGGUACCACUGUAGUGGUUCCAAGGGGAGGGGGUUUUCACCAGAACUGUGGCACAGAGAGGGCAGAGUUAAACCUCCCCCCUCUGUGCAUCCUGUAUCCAGUAACUCCCCCAAACUAAAAAGCAUUACUUUAAUAAGCAAGGGGAAGGGCCAGGGCUAGCACACUCAUAAGAAAAGGUGAGCCAACAUCCUCAGCUGGCAGGAUCCUGGGGCAGCAGAUCUGGCCUCCAGGAAUGCAUUGCCCAUGGCAGCUGCCAUCGUGGCAGUGACAGCUGUGGUGAGCUCCUUGGAGGUUGGAUCUGCCACCUCCUCGGCAGCCCUUCCCCCUCAUGCCGCCUCUACAAUGACCUAUUGAUGGAUAGAAAGCUCUGCUGGUCUGAGCCCCCCAUGUAGAUCCUUAUUCCUCCCUUGUUACCAAUGUAGAUGUCUGCUCACCCCUUCUUGCAUGGCUGGGGAGAAGGGAGAUGUCAUUUUUUUGUUUGCCUCAGAUGCCAAAAUGUCUUGGGCUGGCCCUGGGAAGGGUUGUACCUCGGCUGUAGAGCAUCUGCUUUGCACACAGAAGGUCCCAGGUUCAAUCCUGACAUCCUGUCCCCUGUCUGAAAUCCUGGGAAAGGUGCUACCAGUUAGUAUAAGGAAUUCUGAGUUAGGUAGACCCAUGGUCUGACCUGUAAAAGGCAGCUCCCUACGUUCCUAUGGAUUUGGUGUAUUGUUUACUUUGGUCCCCACUUUGAUUGUGGGGUUACAUGGAGGCUAGGGAUGUGUGGAUCUGCCAGUUUUGGUUUCUCUCUGUAUCUUCUUUUUCCAGUCUUCAGCUCUUCACAUUUUGCAUUUUAAAGUGCUUGUUUCAGUGCUCAUUUCUCCUCAUAUAUUUGUAUACAAUUUUGGCUCAGAUGCACAUUUUUUGCAAAGCAAUCUUCCCUGUAUAUAAUGUAUGUCGUUUUCACCAACAUAUGCAGAACUGCAUUGCAAGAUACAAAGAAGUGUGAAUUUUGAAGGACAGCUGUGUUUUGUUUUGCAUUUUAUUUCGGAAAGUGUGAAUUAUGUAGGUUCACCUUUAAAUGCCAGCUGAAUUGAAUUUCUCUCUCAUCUGUAAUUGAGGCUCAACAUGAAAUAUAUGAGAUGCUGAUGUGAUGGCACCGAGCAAGGUUUUGCAUUCCAUACAAAUGGUCUAAGCCAAUGGUGUCUGGAAGUGGGGUGGGGCAGCAGUGAGCCAAAUGAGGACUUAGAACAUGCUGCAGAGUACAGUGGUACCUCGGAUUACAUACGCUUCAGGUUACAUACGCUUCAGGUUACACACUCCGCUAACCCACAAAUAGUGCUUCAGGUUAAGAACUUUGCUUCAGGGUAAGAACAGAAAUCGUGCUCUGGCGGCACGGCAGCAGCAGGAAGCCCCAUUAGCUAAAGUGGUGCUCAGGUUAAGAACAGUUUCAGGUUAAGUACGGACCUCCGGAACGAAUUAAGUACUUAACCCGAGGUACCACUGUACUGCAUAGCAAACAGGGAUCCUCAGCAGAUGUUCAGGGUUUCUUCACGACCUGAUGUGGAAAGGAUUGCCUGAAGGCUUUGGACAAUUUUGACAGAGUUCAAAGAACUUCAAUUAAAAUUAUGAAUAAUAUUUGAAGACACACUCAUAGCACUACCUAAUUGAAAACAGAUAUAAUUUCCCUCCUUUUGCCGUUUCCUUGUGGUAUUUUUACACUGUAUUGAUUUUGUGACAUGAUGAAAAAUAACAACACAGAGCUUUGGACAAUGUAUAGUUUGUCCAACAGCAAGCAAGAAGAAUGCUGUGGCUCUGUUAUCUCCUUCGCAAAGAAACUUUCUGAGUUAUAAAUAGAUUGCUAAUGACUGUCAGGUUCUUCAUCUCUGAAACUUCCUUGUAGGUAUCUCAUUACAGAGCUAACAUCAUUAAUAAAAUAGAUGGAAUAUUUCACAAGGGCAGGAUUUUUUAAAAUUCUUUUUUACCUCAGUAGCUGUGAGGAAUAUACCUAGCAUAUGCAUAAUUUUGAAGGCCAUUUUAAAACUGUAAUUCAUCAUAAUUAUCUCCAUAUUUUAAUGGCAAAACACAUUUAAUUGCUUUUGACUGGGCUGGCAUCAUGAUACAAAAGAGAAGUAAUGGCAGAUGGUCCUACUGUCAAAUCUGCUACUCUUAACCCACAAUAAAAAGUAGAACAUGUUUCUGUGUCCCUGAUGUGCUUUUUAGUACAUGCAUGGCCCAAAGUAUACAUUGUAUGCAAAUGCCUUUAACUGUAGCCCAAAUGACCCGUUUGCUCCAGAUUGCCCUCACCACGAAUAGCUUUUCUUUGCUCAAACUGCUUGUGGUGAGGGCAAUCUGGAGGAAGAACAUUAUUCAUUCCCCACUUUCCAUUUCCCCCGUUAGAAUUGUCUCCACAAAGCAAUUGCACCUAGUAGACCAUGUGACAGCGGACACAAUCAGAGAACAGCUUCGACUGGCUGGCUAAACCAGGUGAGGUAGCAGAUGGGCCUCAAACCCUCAGUGAGUUAGGGACUACCCAUGGAUGUGAAGACAGGGUCUGGUGGAUUGAUCAGACAAGACCAGUCGUGGGUCCCACAGUCAAGAAGAUGGUUUCUGCACAUUCUGUAGAAGGAAGCGAGGGGCAGAUGGGGCUCAUCAACCUGGGAAGAUUAUUCAUCUAGGAGAAGGAAAGCUCUGAUCCUAAACCUCCACAGCCGUGUGGUAUACUCAUUCGUGAGAAAGGCUUCAGGACUAAACUCUUUUACUGGAACUUAAGAGAACUAAGUUGUAUGAUCAAGAAAAGUCAAUUCAACCACUUCAGAAGCUACAGAAGAAAUGCUGGCCCUUGAACUUAAAUGACAGCAACACUCGUCUUACCCCAAAUAAUCCAAAAUGCAAUUUAUGAUUGUUUAGUGGAAGUGGGUGUGGCAAUAGUAAAAACAAGAUCAUUUAUAGACAGCUUUAAUUGACUAAUAUCAUAACAAAUCUUCCAUCAGUGUGACAUUAUUCACCGCCCACAGCAGUGUGGCAGUUGUAACUUCUUUUUGUUAAUAUUAAUUGCUUAAUCAUUUUUAUUUAUAUAGCUCUUAACUGGUGCCUGAAGCACUUUACAUAAAAAUAAUUCAGUGAAAUGUCAUUUAUAAAGUCUAUUUAAAAUUAACUUUUGAAGAGAAAAGAAAAGUAGAGUAAAGGGGGGAAAGAUACACUACAGAGAAUUCCCAGAGGGGAGAUUGUGUUAGUUGGUUGAUGCAAAAACACCACAGACUCAUGAGGCACCUCAAAGCCCAAUUAAUUUAUUAUGGAAUAAUCUUUUGUGGGCUACAGUUCACUUCAUCAGGUGUAUUGUGUGUUAUCCUGAGUUGUAUCUUACAAACACCUGCUAACUCAAGGUAACGUUCCAUGCAUCUGAUGAAGUAGGCUGUAGUCCACAAAUGUUGAUGCCACACAAACGGAAGUAGAACAGAGUUUUUGGUGUUGAGGGCUCCAUUCCAUUUUAGGUAAUCUGAGAUAUGUUUGAGCAUUAGAGAUAAGGCUAUUGGUGACUUGCCAUCAUGGAUAUGUUGUACAUCCACAGUCAGAGGCAGUGUGCCUAUGGAUGCCAGUUGCUGACAAGUGCAAGCGAGGAGAGUGCUAUUGAAGCCAUACCCUGCUUGUGGGCUACCUAUGGGCAUCCGACUGGUCACUGUGAGAACAGGAUGCUGAAUUAAAUGGGCCUUUGACCUGGUCCAGGAGGGCUCUUCUUACGUAAUCUGUUGGGGGCCACUUUCUGGCAGUGUGUUGAGACUAAAGCCAAUUGUGGGUGGGGUCCAAGGUCCAAGGUCCAAAGUGGUUGGAUGCCAUCACCACUACCUUUUCUUGUUGGAUCUCCCUGCAUCACAUGAACAGAUGCCACAUGAUGUUGAACGUAAAGACAAUUUCCCCAAGACAGAGUGUUGUUGGUUGACCGUAAUAAACCUUGGGCUGACUGAUUAUAGAAAAGGAGCCCUACAUGCAGAAAACACUUAGCUAACGUGGAUGUGCAUUUCAUACCUGUUAUGCUCUGCUCAUCAGUGCACCAUUGAACUGGCAAAUGCGGAUGUAUAUCAUUACCAGUCAUGUGAGCUUUUGUCGGUGGGUUAACCUGGAUUGGGGACUGUAAAUCGUAGUGUUUAGAUGAUCAUAGUUCAAUAAGUGGAAAUAUGAAGCAACCUUUUGCCCAGGCAUGCAGCACCAUCAACUCUCCCUUCAUGGUGCAAGCAAACAAACUAGAAAAUAACCAUAGUUUUCCAUUUUGGCCGAAGUGAGAACUCGUUGCCAGCCUCAGAACAUGCAGGGAUAUUAAACCAUGGUUCGAAGUCGGUUUAAUCUUGUGAGCUCUUUGAAAGCUAGUAACCAUAGUUUUGCAGUAAUUAAAUACUUGCUGGUUUGUUCACUCAUGCUACAAAGUGGAAAAACUUGUUCAUAUCUUGGCUUAUCAAGUUGAGAUAUGUUUAUCCAAACCAUCUCUGAAAAAAAUAACAAAUUUUAUUGUUUACAUUCAUUAGUUUCAAUCACAUCAAGAAUGAUUGAUUGAAAAUGAAGUGAAAUUGAAAAAAAGGGGCAAAUGGCAAUCUGAAGUAAAUAGAAAUGUUAGAAGAAAUUCAUAUAAGUAUUUUAUUGAGGUAUGUCUGCUUUUGGCAGUGUUCUCUGGAUAAUGGCAGCGCAAUUAUUUCUCAAAAUCAGUAACCACUUGCCAAUUAUAGUCAAUUCCAUGACUAGUGCCAGCAACAAAUUAGGUUUAGUGUGCUUACAUUUGCCCUCAGCUUCACGCUCCACAUUUUGUCAGUGUUUUGACAUGUUGUAGAAGGAACCGUAAUGCAGAUAUAUUGCUUAAUACCCUCUCCCAUGAUAGUCAGUAGGUGUGCAUAGCACACAUUUUAAAUUUAUAUGUUAUGCCAUACUGUUGAAACAUUUCACUAGCAAUAUCAUGAAUAAUUUUAGUAGAAGGUAGCAAUUAAGUAAUUAUAUAAAGUGUGAGUCUCAGAGAAUUUCUGCUGAAGCAAGUCCUUUAAAAUUAAUAAAGCAUUUCAAGAUUUCCACUGUUAAUUCCCACAAUCGCAAAAGAAACCUUAGCUGGUUACUGAUUUUCACUGUUAAUUUCCACAAUCGCAACCCCCCCCCCAAAAAAAAACCCUUAGCUGGUUACUGUUUUUAGUCAUCAUUAAAGGCUCAUAAUUUCUCCAAUCCAUUUUUUAUGGAGUUGUUUUUAAAUGUUGUAAAUGAAGCCACAGCAACCUAACACCAGUUAGAAUACAACAGAAUACUGUUGUUCAUAAGGCAAUAAUGCAUUUCCACUAACAAAUUAGAAGCCAAAACAUAGACAAAACUUGUGCCUUUGUAUUUGCCUAGUUAACAGCCAGCAACCUCAGAAAGUUAUAAAGAUGUUAUCUAGUGGUACAAAUGGAUUGUGUGUUAUCCUGCUAUAACUUAGACCAUCUUCACAUUGCUGCAGAUGUCUGGGCUGUUUCACUAGAAUGGAGCUUCAUUAACUUCCCAUUGCCACCCAACUGCUAGAGGGACUGCACUGACUGAGACGUCUACCUCUACAUGCAGUGACUUUGUUCCAAUGUACUCACUUUUGCGAUUCUAUCUGCAACCACACCCCCAGAUUACACGCCAACCAGUUCCCAAGUCUUCUUCCUUAGUUCUUCUCUCUGUUUUUACUAUAAACAACUUCAUAAGGAUCUCUUUAUAUUUCUCCUUGUGCCCACCAGAAUGACUGUAGCAGGACAUUGGGAAAGGUCUCCUGACUUCUCCAAUAACAACUGGUGCAGCUGCAUUUGGCACCUGCCUUAAUGGAAAGGUGACAACACCAAACUUGAUGCAUUUGUCACAGUCUGGUUUCCACUUUUGACUUUUAUAAACAUGAUAACUAAAGGCAUCCAAUCUGGUUUUUGGAGAGGCUGUGGAUGAUAAUUUCUCCAUUUGAAAUGCUGUAUCCUUACUUUGAUGCUUUCUGAAUGCUGUAUUUACUGUAACAGUACAUUUAAGAUGAGAUAUUGUUUAUUCGGUAACAUUUAUUGUAUGAUUCAAUAUGAAACUACACCCACACACCCACACCACACAAUAUAUAUAAUAUAAAAAGGCCGACCCAAAUGCGAAGACUUGGAAGGGUAUUCAUUAGCAAACUUGAAACUGUGGAAUCUGGCCUUGACAAACUCUGGGAAUUUCUAGUUCAAAGGCCUGGGGAAGACAAUUGCCUCCUUUAUGUGUUGAUUCACACAUUGUUAUAUAUAGUCAUCAGAAGUAGCUACUUGUCAGGAGAGAGUAACACGCAUACUGCUCCAAUUUUUCACUCAUUUUAUUGAAUUCUGUUUUUCAUUUGUGUUCUGCAUAGUAGUAGCGUACAAUUCCCAAGCUUGCUUUGAACUCAGAUCUUUAGAUUACUUCAUUUUCAGAUAGCAUGGCUUCAUGCACACAUCUCAGAUGUGAAAAGUUUUAGUUGAUAUUGUUAUAUAAAAAAAUUCCAUGGUAUUUCAGGCUUAUGGACUUGUACAUGGCAGAUAGCAGACUUCAGCAAUGCACACAAACGCACAAUGCUUUCUAGCUUGAGUUUUCUCCAGGAACAGUAAGGCUCCAAAAACCUGUGUUGACAGGUAAUGAGAUUUAAUUCACAGGAGAGGGGAGAAUAAAACAUCCAUAUUCAUUACUUAAUCAAAUAAAAAUACUUUCAGAGAAUUCUGGGAAUUCUCAACAGUUGCUUUGAAAGCCUCUCUUUGAUAGCUGUAAACAAAUUACCUUACGAAUAACUUCUUAAUCAAGGAAGAGCGGAGCUACUCUCUACUUGAUCUUUCCCUUUGGGUGGUCCCAGUCAGAGCUGCAGUCCUGUGCCUGAUGGCUUGGCUCCUGAAAAGCCGUAUAGUAUUAUGCUGACAGCUGUAGACCUCUUUUUGUUAGGGAUAACAGACAUCCUGUGCUGAGGACAGCACCAAGCCCAGCUUGCAGUAUGCCCAAUUAGAGAAGCUAAAAUCUCAUUUGCUUCACCAUGGGAGCCUCUGAAAGCACACCGUUUGGGCCUCAUUACAGUAUUUUUAACUUUACAAAAACAAUUUCAUUAUGGAAAUUAAAGGAAGCUUAUUUGGUCUCUGCAUUUACACUGAAGUGAAUAUACUCUACAAAAAAAUCCAACCCACCUAUCAUCUCGAGUCCACCCCCCCUUUAUCACAAAGUUUCUUUGAGAAACCGUUUUGCCCUCUAGCUUCAGUAAGAAAGCAACCAUUUUGAAACCAACUGGCUAGUAUUAACACUGGAGACAUCAAAUAUGCAAGCUGCUGUUUGCCGCACUGGGAAGCCAAAAGUUCUCUUUUAAGACUAAGGCAGUGCUUUAAUUUCCUCUCCAAGAAUGUAAUUGUUUUGGAACCUCUCCCAAUGGCAAAGGGUUGGGUGAGCAACCCCAAGGGAGGGAAGCAAGCUUGCAGAAAUGAUCCAAGUGCGAGAUGAAACAGGCAGUCAAGAGGAAGCAGGAGCCAGUAACCAAAGGAACCAGGAGGGAGUGCAGCGCAAACUCUAGGAUACAAACAACAUCACUCUCUAGCAUGUAGCCUCCAGCAACUGGUACAGUGGUACCUCGGGUUAAGAACUUAAUUCAUUCCGGAGGUCCAUUCUUAACCUGAAACUGUUCUUAACUUGAAACAUCACUUUAGCUAAUGGGGCCUCCUGCUGCUGCCGCACCACUGGAGCACGAUUUCUGUUCUCAUCCUGAAGCAAAGUUCUUAACCCGAGGUACUUUUUCUGGAUUAGCGGAGUCUGUAACCUGAAGCGUCUGUAACCCGAGGUACCACUGUAUUUGGAAGCAGAGCAGAGCCACCCGAGUUAGUAGCCAUUGGCAGUCUUCUCUAUGAAUUUGUCUAAUCCUCUUUUAAAGCCAUCUAGGUGACCAUGUGCUGAGUGAAGAAGCACUUUCUUUUAUUUGUCCAGAAUCUUUCAACAUUGUGCUUCAUUGGCCGACCAUGUCUUUUGACUUUCCCAGCUCCUCUCAAGACAUACAACUAAUUCUGUUUUCAAAUCUGUCCAAAUUCUGUGAUAUUCAAUGACCAGAAAUCUUACAUACUUAUCCUCUUACAGUAGAGUCAGGAAAACUAAUAAAAACAGGCUUCAAUUUGAUUCCUACAGCAACCAUUAUCACAAUUACAAAGAAAAUCUCAGGUCCGCUGAAUACCAUAAGAGUAACAUGCCCUGUAAUUUAGAGUUUAAAUUGGUGUCUGGGUGGUUGAUGUGUUCAGGACAAGCUUGAGAGUGGUUGUUUUGUUUGCUGGGGAGCAUUAUGGUGUAUAAAUAUUGUUAUUUCCUGCAGAAUAUCUCAAUCUGUAGCCCUUUGUUGGAACGAUCCUCUACCCAUUAACCUGUGAACAUGUUCAAUGCAGCUGAGCAAAGCAAAUUAAUUUACAAGACUAUGCUGAAACAAAAUCUAUAUUUUAUUUGGGAAGCAGUGAGAUAGUGAUAUAUCAGUAGUAUGGGAGUUUAGACACCCCUAAUUCUCAGUGCCAGAAUUGCUAUUUGCUCCAGAUUUAGCUACAUUUUUCCUCUUUUAUUUUCUCUUGCAUCACAUUAAGUAGCUUUAAAAGUAUAUAAAUAGGACUGGCACCAAAUGAUCUUUCUACUUUGUAGAAGCUUCAAUAUUUCCUCCAUUUUUUUUCCUUAUUAGGCUCCCUCUUUGAUUGGAGACGCUGAAAGGCUGUUAAUCAUAAUGAGUUUCUGCUUUCAUGGCAACACAUCUGUCUUUAUCUUCAGAAGGUGCUAGCUGGUGUUCAGCAUUUAAGAAUACAUUACUAUAUAUUGUGUUUUGCCCAGGGAUAAUAAUCUAGUUGGUCAUCAUCACUGGCAAAACCUUCAUAGAAGUUGAGAUAGUAUAACAAGCAUGAAAAUUAUGUCCCUUCUUCCAUUUCUCAUUUAUUUCUCCACAUACAACACAUUUAUGAGCUGAUUUUUAAUGAACUUUUACAAAUGACUAAAGUUGUCUCCAAAACAAGAGCAAAAGACUUCUGCAUACUUGAGCUCAGUGGACUUCUGAAUAAACAUGUUUAGGAUCAAGGUAUUAGCUCUCCAUUAUGCUGACUGAAUGUAUCAUGAUAGAAUGGUGAAGGGUGAAGGGACCCCUGACCAUUAGGUCCAGUCGUGGCCAACUCUGGGGUUGCGGUGCUCAUCUCACUUUAUUGGCCGAGGGAGCCAGUGUACAGCUUCCGGGUCAUGUGGCCAGCAUGACUAAGCCACUUCUGGCGAACCAGAGCAGUGCACGGAAACGCUGUUUACCUUCUCACCGGAGCAGUACCUAUUUAUCUACUUGCACUUUGAUGUGCUUUCGAACUGCUAGGUUGGCAGGAGCAGGGACCAAGCAACAGGAGCUCACCCCGUUCUCACCCAAGAAAAGGAAGGGCAGUUUGUUGAAUUUUCUCUGAAUAUUCUUCACCAUUUUGUGUGUGUGUGACAGUGCCAUUUCCCUGUCCCUGCAGUGCCCUGAAACAAUACCAUAUGCAGGGCAUGGUGUCGGAUGCAAAUAUUGAUGCACUAUUUCCUCAGUUUGCUUUCAGGAAAUCUGGGUAGCAACUCUGAUCUGGACAGCUGCAACAGCCUCAAAAUCUGUGGUGGAAGAAGAACUGUUUGUGAAAUAUAAGCUUAGUAUGACAGGGCUCUUAUUACAGCUAUGAUCUCCAUAUAACAGUAAAUUCAACUGCAAUUUUUAUUAUGAUUUUUUACAUGUUAAGAUGUAUGUGUUAGGGAAAUGAUAGAAAUGAUACGUAUUUAUUGGACACUAGGGUUGUGUAUGCACAAUAUUUUGUUCUAGAAUCAAUGGAGACUCAGUACUUGCUUUUUUCUAUGUAGUCCACACACAAUCUAGAACUAUUGCAUAUUUUUUGGCCCUGAAAAGUUCUUUUUGAGAAGCAAGUCUCCUUGUGGCUUCAGGCACAGUAAAGCCAUGGGGUGGAGGAGCAGGUGGUAAAGACCAAGACACCCAGUGUUGGAUUAAAAUUAGGCCACAACUUUGUUGUUUACAGAAUAAUAAGUUUGGCAUGGGCAUUGGGUACAUAUCAAAUGAUCAACCAGCCUGCCUGCUGCUUGAUAUGCUGCCAGUUGAUGGAUGAGAGUUGGCCAAAAUUUGGAGUCCCCUUACGGUAGAAACUGCUUCUCAUGGACCCUGUCAGAUCAAUGGUAACAGGUGCUAUGACCCAUCACCCCCUGAAUGGGAUUAUGGGCAGAAAGCACCACCUAAUGGUGAUCCCCUGAUGGGAUGGGGCAGGCUAUCCCUUCUCUUCUCUUCCCUGCUUCCUAAGGAUCCAGCCCAGUGCCUCUCCCACCACAAGAGCUGAGGGGAACGCCCCAACUCACUGCCACAUCUAAAGCUCCUGUAACCAUCCACACAGACCACUGUGAAUGUCCACCAACCAGGCCUCAUUGCCUGCCCCAGAGAGAUGCACAUUGCCCAAUUCAUCUCUUCUGAAUUAUACUGAUGGAUAUUGCCUCACCGGUUAGUUCUCUGAGAACUAGCAGCUUCCAAUAAAUCAUUUUGUUGACCUUCUCUGGGCUUCAUUGACCAUGCCAGGGUUUAAGCCCCCCCAGCCCCAACCCCUGAGGAGUUCCAGCCUGAUGACCACCACCUGUGGGAAUUCAGCUUUCAGGGUGUCCAAUCAGCAUGUAAGACUAAGGAUGAUUCCCUUUUGCCUGCCUAGAUCAUUUUCACCAGGUUGUAUGAUGAUAUAAUCAGAAGGCUCUUGGCUGUAAUACAUAACAUGACUGAUAGCACAAAUUCGUCCCUCAUCAUCUCAAAUUCCAUUCCACCCUCUCACUCAGAUGGUGUAGACACCACCCACAUGACAGUGUGUGGUUCUUCACCUGAUGGAUGAUGCUGUGCCCACAAAUCCAUACUGAUCUGUAUGCCAGGCCUCUAGGAGGAAGAAUUUAAGAAAGAGUGGUAAGCUUCUGAACCCCAUCUCUGAAUUGCCUGGAUCCUGGGGGUGGGGGACACUCUACUCUGCUGCCAACAUGGCUGCCCCAUGACUACCUGACCAGACAAUCACAUUCUUGCUCUAGAGUUCAGGAAUCCCUGUAAUAAUUUAAAGGUAUGUUGAAGUGACCUUUAACUACAAUAAAGGAAAGGGGGGAUUUUAUCAGGUCAAUCUAGAGUGGAAGAGGUUGCUAUGCUAUUAUUCAAAUUCUGGCGUGUGUUUUUUAAGGAAUUUGACAACUGAAAUGGUCUUCAGUAAACCAUUUAGUAUUCUGUCAGACUGACAGAAAAUAGUCUUCCUUUCUGUAUAACUUGGCAAAUUAUACUGGAAAAGCACCGUCUCUUCAGUUUUCUGAAAGAAACACUUUUGGUCUGUAAAGUGAAAUAAGAUAAUUCCAGAUAAGUUAUAGGUCAGACAGAUGUAAGGAUAUAACCUUGAACAGCACUCAAUCCUUUUUUAUGAUAUAAUAAAAUGUCAACAUGAAGUUUAUGAAUCAAGCAAUUUUAUCAUUGUAGAGAGUGGGAGUGAAGCAGGCAUUUAAUUUGAAAUAGAGAUAGCAUGCACGUAGAAUAUUCCAGAACGCUGUGAUGUUUUUUAUGUUUCCUCUGAACCCCUUUAAGUGUUAAGUCAACAGUAGUCUACACAAAUGGAUUAUCAGAUCUGAGCAACAGCAAGAAAAACUCUGCAUAGAUAUGGUGGAGACUUAGGAGAAGUGAGAUGUAGAGCUGAAAAUCCUGCCUGUGAGAUAAGAUGUUAUCCUUUAGUAUUAAGGGAAUCUGUAGUUCUGUCAAAGGGCCAACGAUCUUCUCAGUUUUUAAUAACACCAAGUUUUGUCUUUCUAGAAAAAGGGUCCCAUGCUUCAAACAGCAAAUAUCAUAAAAUGAAAGGGAAGCAGACUGGGAAAAACUGAUACACAUCUUCCCAUAGAAAGAUUGCAGUUGAAUAGUGUAACAGAACUUUUCCAAGGAGUAGGUCCCAGUUACAAACUGUAAUGCCAAACUGGAAGAGAGGUUGGGAAGAAUCUUGGUUUUACACAGUCUUACAUUCUCCGCUGUAAUGGUUCCAGGUCUGAUUUUUGGAGUCUCCAAUUAAAUAUUAACUAAGAAUGUUGAGAAUGUGUGGCUAGAUAGACCACCAUUCAGAAUCAGUUUAUGGUCAGAUUCAGAUCAUACAAUUGAAAUCUUUCAGGUUUUCCCACAUGCAAAGGCAUUAAUAAGAAAAGUCUUGCUGAUCAGACUAAAUACAAGUCAAGUAUCCUGUUCCCCACAACAGCUAACCUAACAUGAGAGGAGUAGCCCUUUCCUAUGUUUUUUUCUCAGCCUCCUAAGAUGGUGGUUGCAUAUAACGUCAGGAUUAGUAGCCAAUGUUAGCCUUAUUUUCAGUGUAUUUGAUCCACUUUCAAAGUGGUAGAAGUUAGUGGCUAUCAUCACAUAUUGUGGCAGUGAACCCCAUUAGUUUAUUGUGUACUAUGUAAAAAAGUAAAUUCUAGAGGCAGCUUAUAGGCAAAUUGAGUAAUAACCAUUGAUAGCUUGAUCAUCUUUGAAUUUGUCUAAUUCUCUUUUUAAACCAUAGUUCAGCUAUGUGCUAGUGCUAUGUCCAAGAAUCACAGCAGACAUAGAUUACAAAGACUUUAUUCUAAAAUAAGAAGCAACAACCAUAGCAACACUGAACAAGUAUGCCUAGACCAAUUAAUUCUCCAUUGUUACUUCUUUCUAUAGACUGACUUCCUUCAGCCGGCUAUUAUUCCCAGCUGUCUUAAGAGAAGAUGCAAAGGGCAACUUCAUACUAUAUCACCAUAGCCAGGUAUGCUCUAUGAAGUUUGCCUUCUCAAGAGUAUCAGUGGUUGGUGAUGGCUCAGAUGGUGGUGGACUGAAUGAGAUUUACUGAAUGAGAUUUCCCCUCACAUUCCCUUGGUGUUUAUGUCUUUUCCAUUGCUUCAGCUUUGCUGUGCUGAGCUUUGCUUGAUGGAUGACUGGCUACAAAGCAGUUUGUCUGAUUAUUUGAGGGGUGAGGGAAAGGGGUAGUCAAUCCACUUGAACCAGAAGAAGAGAUGUUCUCUUUUUCCUGGUUCUCUCACACGAGGUUCUUGGCCUGACAUGACCAGGCGUGGAGCAGAUCAGCUGAACUCUGCUUCCUUUUAUUUCAUAGGACAGUUGGUUUUAUAUAAUCACUGUGGUGGUGUGAGCGUGGGAUACAGACUAGAUGAAUCAGGUGAAGGUGUGUGACGGUGUAUUUGCUGCUUCUUUUGGUUUUUUCUCACAGAGGAAUUGGCCUUCAAUGGCCCUUGUGGGGGCUCGGGGAAACAAUUUGCCUUGGAGUUCCUGUUAGUUUUAGUACCUUUGAAUUUGGGAGAUGAUAUAUUCAACAUCCAGGUAGAACUUAUCUCUGGGGGACAUGUGAGUUCAUAUGAAAAUUAAUAGGAUAUAAACCUAAAGCCAGCUGUUAAGGUGGAACAAGUGAAGCCACCAUUAACCUAUUUAUAAAGUGCUUCAACAAAAUUAUCCAGAUUCUUCAUCCAGAGUUUCCUUCAGAGUUUAUUGAAAGUUUCAUUAUUUUGUUCCCCACUGGUCACUGAAAGAUUUCUGUCCACAGGCUCUGUCAAAAAUGAAGAGUUGCUUUGCCCCUGGAUUCUCAGUGGUGGCAAAGAGAUUGCAGACCUAUUAUUAUAUUAUCUCAGCAGCUUAUUACAUCCCUUCUGGUAUAGUCAGUCUAAACUAAACAGGCAAAGACAUUCACUCAAGAGUCAAGGAUGGUGCAGCAGAGAUACUACCACAGAGCUGAAUUCAAGCUGCAUUGCAGUCAUUUUUUGUUCUGAUGUAUCAUAGCCAAGUCCCUGUUUUCCCUACUGCUUUCAAUCAUGGUGAUAAUUGAAUGUUUUCUAGCAAUAUAAUGGGUAUUGUGAGCAGUAGUUGGGACUCACUAUUUCUUUCCUUCUUCCUAUUUGGUUCUUUUAAAAUAUUUGCGUGUGUGAAAAAAGGCAAUUUUUGCUUUGGUAUAUGUUGUUAUAGGUAGAGUUUGGAGGGUUUCUAUUGGUUUGUCUACCUGAGAAAACCAGGCAGUUUCCAAACUCCACCAUUAUUCAUAAUAAACAAGAAAAAAAUGAUAGGCUACCUUUAUGGCAGUAAUUUUGUGUGUGUGUGUGUGUGUGUGUGUGUGUGUGUGGAGGAAGAAUAGGAUGUAAUACCUGUGCUUGGUGUUUAUAUUAUUUAUUUCUUAAUUUUCUAUCUCACCCUUCCUUCCCAACAAGCCCAGGGUAUCAAACAAUAAAACAGCAAACCAGUACAAAAUAUAUUUUUUAGAAAGCAACAACAAUCAAAUAUCCUAUGUUCAUAGUUAAACAAUUUCAACUUUGCUGGAAACAGUAUAUUUUAGCCAUCAAAUGCCUGGGUGAACAUUUACCUUUAAAAUUCUGCCUAAAUGCUGAUGAUAUUACUCUUUGGGCCGUUUUUUGCAAUGCAGCUCUGCUGAUGCAAUGAACUUCCAUGUGCACAAUGAAACUUCCUCUUCCUCACCUGUUCCCUCCUUCAAAUCAGGAGCUUGGGGGAUCAUCUAGGGUAGAUUUGGGGUGUAUGAGGAGGGGGAGGAGAGGAAACACAAGUCCUGUUGCAGCAGUGGAACUAUGUGUACAUAGCAUUGCCUACAACCAUUUAUUUUUACUCUUUGUAUUUAUCCACCCAGCUAAUUCACACAAUAGCCCUGUGAGAGACAAUGGCUCCAUCUGCACUAUACAUUUUAAGCUGUAUCAUACUACUUUAAACAGUCAAAGACUCAAAGCUUUCCCCAAGGAUCCUGGGACCUGCAGCUUGCUAAGGGUGCUGAGAGUUGUUAGGAAACCCCAUUCCCCUCACAGAGCCACUCCCUGCCAGUGGAUCUAUAGCAGGGUUUUGGAAGGCUCUAUAGAAACCUUAUUCUUGGUCAAUAUUUUAUUGGCAGCACCGUGGAUACUAGUGUUGUGGGGGAAAAUGUUUUAAUUGACCAAGUAUGCUUUUACUGCAGGGACGCGGGUGGCGCUGUGGGUAAAACCGCAGCGCCUAGGACUUGCCGAUCGCAUGGUCGGCGGUUCGAAUCCCCGCGGCGGGGUGAGCUCCCGUCGUUCGGUCCCAGCUCCUGCCCACCUAGCAGUUCGAAAGCACCCUAAGUGCAAGUAGAUAAAUAGGUAGCGCUUUAUAGCGGGAAGGUAAACGGCGUUCCGUGUGCUGCUCUAGUGGCGGUUCGCCAGAUCAGCUUCGUCACGCUGGCCACAUGACCCGGAAGUGUCUGCGGACAGCGCUGGCUCCUGGACUCUAGAGUGAGAUGAGCGCACAACCCUAGAGUCUGUCAAGACUGGCCCGUAUGGGCAGGGGUACCUUUACCUUUACCUUUAUGCUUUUACUGCAUUUUAUUUUGGUAGGAGGAAGUGGACUUGAUGGUUUCAUAUUUGUAUUUUUAUUGGUUUGGGCUGCCUUUGGCAAGCAUUGCCUGAAAAGGCGGCCUACAAAGAGUUUAAAACAAAUAAAUAGAAAUAAAGUAUGCUGAACUUAAAUCUACUUUUCUGCAAGUUUAGCCCAUUAGCUGUAAUCCUGCCCUCUGAGGCAGCAGAGAACAGGGAUUUGACCUCAUCUGUGCAACAGCCCUUCAGUACUAUCAUGUCCCCCUCAGUCUUCUCUUCACCAGGCUAAACAGCCUUUAGAACCUAUUUUCCAUACCGCUGGCAAUCUUUGCUGUUCUUCUCUGAACCUGUUCGAGUUUGUUUAUAUCCUUCUUAAAACAGUGCCCAGAUAGCGGAGAGGAUACUGUAGAUGAGGUCUGACUAGUGCAUUCUUGACAUGGAGAAUACAAUGUGCAGGUAGCAAAUUCCAAGGAGUGAUGUUUUUGGAAACCCUCUAUCAUAUUUUGCUAUGCUGAGCGUGAAGAGGCAGGACAUUUUUCAAGUAUAGUUCCUCACAUAUAGUGAUUUCUCACAAUAUAUAGUGAUAUAUAGUGCUAGUAAUAAAACAUAUUCUCCCCACCCCAUUAAAACAGGCUAUCAGUGCAAUAAUCUAAAGAUGAGAGGCAUCUGACUUGGGAGUUGCCUAUAAAACCUGGACAUCCAAGAUUAUAAGCUUCUUAUAAAGUUGGAAUAUCAAGCCUCAAAGCCAGCACAUUCAAUAAUCUUGAGAUAUGUCAAGAAGAAAUAAUGGAGCAAUAGUUCUCUUCAUAAAUCUAUCACGGAUUGUCAGGGAACUGCCAUCGGAGCUAGAGGCAGAGGGAAGGCUCCAGAGGGAUGGCGGAGAGGGUCCCAGUAGGGAGAGAGGCAGCCCGUCCGCGGGGGAAGGAAAUCAGCGUAAAACCAGUGGAGAAGCGGGGCAGGUGGGGGAAUCGGGGAGGAGGCUCCAAGACUCCUUGCCGGAGACCAGUGGAGAGAGUACGGGUCCUCCGCUGCCCACACCUUCCCUGCGCAGAAGGCUUCCGCAAAUACCAUAUAUAAUAAACCACCAUAAAUUGACACAAACUAAUACUAUAAUGUCAAAGGACGAAUCUAUAACUGCAGCAUAACUUGACAGUCAUCCAUCCCAAAGAACCCUCAAAAAUUACAUGAAAUGUAUUUUUAAAAGGGUUAUGGAAGGUGUGGGGGAAGUAACCCAAGGAAGUCAAGUCUGAAAAGAUUUGAUUUAGAAAACCAAAUCAGUACUCAGUGAAUCAAAAGAGUUAAUGACUCAUCAUGGUAAUGGCUUUGGAUAUGUAAUUUCAACGCAAGACCUACACUUAUUCCUGGAAUCCCUCACAGGUUAGACUUGGUGCACAUGUUGCAUGUGUCAAAAACAGUCUCCUUGUGGCAAAUACAGGUAAGGGUAAAGGGAACCCUGACCAUUAGGUCCAGUCGUGGCCGACUUUGGGGUUGCUGCGCUCAUCUCACUUUAUUGGCCGAAGGAGCCGUCGUACCACUUCUGGGUCAUGUGGUCAGCCGCUUCUGGCUAACCAGAGCAGCGCACGGAAAUGCGGUUUACCUUCCCGCCGGAGCGGUAACUAUUUAUCUACUUGCACUUUGACGUGCUUCCGAACUGCUAGGCUGGCAGGAGCAGAGACCCGUUGUGGGGAUUCGAACCGCCAACCUUCCGAUCGGUAAGUCCUAGGCUCUGUGGUUUAACCCACAGCGCCACCCACGUCACUUGUGGCAAAUAUAUGUAGCACUACUAAUAUAGAGUGGCUUAUUACCUGGUUUGCUGCCAUGGUGAAGAAUGUAUCGCUGGGCUGAAUAUGAACGUGCAUCCUAUUUGUUAUGUAAAUUGCAGCCAUGGGAAAACCUGCACAAUUUCAGGGCCUCCAUACCACAAUCCUGACAAAAAUUGCAUCUCCAAAUAUAUUUGCAUUUUGAGGGAAGCCUACAUGGAUGCCUGUGCAAACAGGAGCUUUGGAGAGGUGUUUUUUGACCAGGUGUACAGGAUAUAGGAAUGCAGCAGAUUGGGUGCAUCAAAUUGAAAAAGCAACAUAGCAAUACAUAUACAUAACUUGUUGUCUGUUUAUUGUUUGUGGAAUAAUGAUGUAAGUUGUUUUAAAUGCUUGGAAUGUUUUGAACACUAAUUACAUGCAAUUUCAUUUUUGGAAAAUGAAACAGCUAUUGUAGAUAAGAAACCCUCUGAAUGGGAUAUUUUAGUGGAAAAGCUGUUUUAAAUGGUUUGAAUAUGGGAGGUAUAUUGUGAGUAUUUGAAAAUCCAAAAAUCUUUUACCUUAUCCACAGAAGCUGGAACCCUUUUCCAUACUGCGGUGUGACUCUAACGGGACACCUGGAAAUCAAUUAUUUUCCUGAAAUGAAAGGGUAGUAAGCAACCCACAGUUUCUGGAAAACUCAAGAAACUCAGAUUGUUUUCAAUAGCACUGAAAAAUCACAUGAUUAUUAAAGCUUGGUGCCAUUUCUUUACUUCCUCUACUAUAAACGAGUGUCUUCAUAUUUUCUCUUGUUCUUCCUGGGAAGUUUAGUUUUUCUAGCUUGUUUGGAGCAUGAUUGAAUUGUUGGUAGUUCUUUAUUAAUGAUAGAUAAAGUAAGAAUGCAAUCUCUUUAAUACAUCUAUGAAUCUUUAUCUACAUACAACGAUACUUUGUAUUUUAAGAAUGUAUUUCUCUAUUAUGUCCAAUGAGGGUUAUGUUUCACGCAGCAUGUUUUCAUUGUUGUAGAUGUAUUAUAAAUUAAAAGCUAUUUACACCAAUGCCUCAGUAAACCAUUAGUUGUGGAAUUACUCCAGAUCUUAAUAUAAUUUACAUGCUGACAUCCUAGCAUCUGUUUCCUGCUAUGAAUUGCUUGUUUGUUCCCAUUUCUGCUUAAGCAGGCAAAUGUACUAAAUACCAAUAUUUGAUUUAUAAGAACCAUCAUAGCUAACGCUCUGUUUUCCAGAGCCUUCCAGCCGAUUCCCCCAGCAAGCAUGCUGAAAGUCACAUGCCUCGUCAAGUUUAUUCCACAUUUUAUGACAGUGCUGAAAACAUGAUUAUUUUUAUAGUCCCAAACCUCUGAUUAGUAAGAGGAACAAAAGUGCCUUUGGUAUUGCUGAUAGUAUCAUAUGCCGACAGCAAGACCAUUAAUAAAUUAAAAACAUUGCAACUUGCCUUUGCAUAAUUGAGCAUUUUGAAGGUGGCUUAAAUGGGAAAACAUCAUGAUGGGCUGAAAUCUAAUUCUGGGAUUUACACAGGUUUUAUGCACGUAAAGGAAAGGCAAUUAGCACUAGCUGAGAAUUUUUAUUUUCACCGCUAUAUUAUGAGCAUCCUUGGAGUUAUCAAGUUAAAAAUAGCAACUUGGAAAAGCUGGUAAUGAGCACUGUUAUAACAACUACCCAAUGAAAGCUGAAACCUUUUCUUCUAAAUCCACUUUUCUUUCUCUCUUUCUUUAAAAACAAAAGAAGAAAAAGUGUACAUUCUCUCCCUGUAGCUAUUCUUUGUACAGAAGGUCCUAUCUCUGAGGAGGGCUGUUACUAAUGGUCUUUGAAAUGAAGGUUUUCUGAAUGGUGAAAAAAGGACUCUCUGUCUUUCUCUUUUAAUGGCUAGCUGGACCUUGAAAGAAAAUCUAGAAUUUUCCUCUAACAACCAGAGGUGAAAUUCAGUUAGGCAGCAAAAUUUCAUAACAAAAGCCCCACAAACUGCAAAGUAGUGCAUAGCUUUCGGUGUGACUUUCUUUGUCAGCUUUUUGCAUUGUUGAUCAAUUUGCUGUCCUGCUGCGGUCAGUGCUUUACUAAUAGUCUAGUAAGAUCCCAUGACUGGCAUUCUGCCUUUUUAAAAACCAUCUCCAUUGCUACAGUUAAGAAUCUGAAUUUCUAAAUCAGCUGUGAUAGCUGUUGGCUUCUUUUAUUAUUAGUAUUAUUCAUGCGCUGGUAGGAAAGGAAGAAUAUUGAACCGUAAUUAGGAGCUGGUAAAAUGCUACUGGAACAAACUUGAAAAGGUCAGUUUCCAGGCAAGAAGCAUUUCAAAGACAGUGUCUUAAUUUUUCUUCUUUUUUCUUGUGUCUUAAUCAUUGUUGUUAUAGCAAUGUUUCAAUUCCUUGUUCUUAACUGGGGAGGAAGCAGUAAUUGUGUGAGAAUCCCAUUGCAGUGCAAAAUGGUAAUGCUAACCUUUCUAAUUUGUUGUUACUGUUAGAUUUUAAUUAUUGAGUGCAAAGGGAAAGCUUCUGAAUAGUGUGAAACAUCGUUGUAAAGAAGCAGUGUACAUAUUCUCUAAAUUCAGCAUUUAAACUUUAAGGAGUGUUUUUAAAAGGUCUCUGUUUAAGCUGUUGUGAAAGAAAUUGGGAAAUGUGAGAAAAUGAGUCUGUGCAAAUAGUAAAGUGCAGCUUUAAAGAAAAGAAAAAUCACCUGAUCUUCUGCUUGUGGAAGUACUAAUAUAGUAUAGAGAAAUUUCCUCCAAAUGAGACACUCUUGUAGGAAUUGUGGGGUGAUACUCAGCUUAGUCAUAUUCAGAUAAGACCUAUUGAAAAGAAUGGACUUAAAUAACACCCACAUGGGUGUAGGUUAAUUAAGUAAUUAUAACCAAUAUUUUCCCUCAAACAUUUGUACUUAGAAAUAAAAGAUAACUGAACUUAGUGGGUUUUGUGUGUUUAUACAAUGGGCAGUGUAAAUAUUGAUGGAUUAGGAUACAGUCUUCCUCUGUCUGCCUAUAUGCCUUCAUUCUUAUUUUUAAAAGACAACUGAAAGUAACAUCAAGCUUAUCUUAUGUGCAUGAUUGUUGAUAGGAGAUUCAUACUGUAUGUAUGUAUGUAUGUAUGUGGCACCCAACUGGAGGUUGAAUAUUAAUGAAGAUGGAGUUGUUUGAAACCGCUAAGAAACUGCAGCUGUUUAAUUAAUUGAUUUUUUCUGGAUUGCUAAGGGAUUUCCUAAGGUCAUGUCUAUGUUCAAGAAGGAAUUGCUUCUUCUUAUUGAAUAACAGACUGGCUGAAAAGGUGUUCUGAUGCUUUCUUGAUGCAUCUAUAUUUGUUUGAGUACUUAAACAGAGAUUCCCCACCCAGCUAUCCUCUUUAGCAUAGCUAUUUAUUGACCUGUAACAGCUGUCUGUGUGCAGAUCUGUAUAACGGAUGAUAUGGGUUACAUUUCCUGGAACAGUUUAUGUUUCAAGAAGCCUUUCUCAUUGCAGGCGGGUUGAAUAUACCUCAUCAUCAGGUCCUUCAAGCCAUCCAGUUCUACAUCCACAUGUCUUUCCUGACAUGAUAAAAACAAGGCUGACUUGGAAUUGCCCUCUUCCUCUAACACAGAAUGGGUUUUUGAUUUUCCAGCAUUGCCUGCAGCUAGUGUUGAGCAAGAGUAGUGAUGAAGGAAAGAGCUGAUCCUAUAGUUACAUAACAGUGGGCUGUGAGAGGGGUUUGGUGGGCCAGUGGGAUUACAGCUGAUGCCUGUGUGGAAAAGCUGAAGAUGUGAGAACCCUCCGAGUCAUUCAUAAAUCUCAUGUGUAUACUUACACUGUUGGAUAUUUCCAGUAUUUCCGUGUUUGCUUGUUUUGUUAUUUUUGCUUUGAAAGCAUACCUAAGGAAGGCUUAUUCAAGAUGGAGUUACUCUCUACAUUAGGUGUGCCAUGCUGAUUUGCAUAGCCAAGAAUUGCAAUCCUGUGUAGGCCAAUUUUUAAGCCCCUGACAUGAGUUGGAACAUUGGCUUCUACCAAUAGAGGUGAGGAAUCCCACAUCAUGAUGGCAUCAGAUUAUUUUGUGUGUGUAUUUAAAAUGUGCUUUGCAAUUAUAGAGAGGAUUAUCUUGCUGAGGACAGUGUGGGGUAUGCUUGCAAACUCUGAGGAAACUAUUAGGUAUUGAUAUGCCCAUGCCUCAACAUAAAGCCCCAUUGAACUUGAUGUUGGCAGCACAAUAAUUCUUUUUUUGAAAAUAGACAUAGCACUGGGGGAGCCAGAGACAUCUAAAUCCCAGCAUCCUGAUGGGGAUGCAAAUCACCGCCUCCUUGGUCAUCAAAUCAGUCUUUUAAUGAGCAUGGAGGUGCAAUAAUGUGUCUUACUCAGCUUAUCUGUAUGUAUGUCAAAUGUGUGUGCAUGUGUGAGUGGGGGGUGGUCACAUCCACCACUGACAUGUGGACCCUGGAGAGUUGGCAGAGAACGAAUGUGGCCCUUGGGGCAGAAAAGCUUAGCCACCCCUGCAUUACAUAGCAACCCAGCACUUUGUGAGCAUUAAAGUCAUCUUAUGUAAAAAUAAAUUAAACAUCCUUUGUGAUCUUUUUCAUGGUCCUCAUAGGGGACCCAAACUAAUUGCUUGAAAAGCCACAUCAGACUCCAAAACAAGGAGUUAUAAUGGUAUAUGUGUAAUUAAUGGAAUGUUGCCACAUUCAGUCAUGUGUGCAUUAAAACAUUUGCUGUUGAUUUACGUUCAUCUGCAGAAAGAUGAGCAAUGAUUUUCGUGUGUGUGUGUGUGUUUUCCCUUACUAUUGAGAAAUCCUGACUCUGAUUCAAGAAUAGUAAAAUUUGUUCUAGAAUUUGGUCCAACUGGAUUUCCCCUGUUUUUAAUUUAUUUUGUUGGGUGGGUUUGAAUUAAAUCAUUUGCAUAUCUAAGGAGCAUUGUGUUGUCUACUCUUUGCCUGCAUUCGGGUUGUUUUGCUUUUUAAUGACUGUUUUCACUAGGCUGGAGUGAUUGUAGAAGCUUUUACUAGACUUGCCUUCAAGACCAUCUGCAGCUGUUUUCUCUGUCUUAGGAAAUUGAGGAUGUUAUUUAGUACUAGUAGGAAUGUGAGAAUUUGUCCAUUGAUUACAUCAUUUUGCUGCUUAAGGCCUCAAUGAAUUGUGCUGUAAAUCUGUGGUACCUAAUAGUCACUUAACAAUGAUGUAUUAUUUUAAUAUUGGAAGAAACCAUUUGGCUACAUUUUGGAAAUGCCUGAAAUAUGCAUUCCGGAGUGUAUUUCAUAUGACUGGAUUCAGCGACUCAGGUUUGAAAAUGAGUCUCUUCUAUAAUUAGAAAUAAUUUAUCUUGAAAGUUAGUUGUUAUGUGACUUUCCAGGGCAAAAGUCAUUAACUGUGUGUUGUGGUUAUUGCUAUUUUAAAGGCCACUGUUGCUAAGUUCCACACCCUGAAAAUAUUGGGUGAAAUCCAGUGCUACUAUUCUCCUUGUUGAAUGACUUUUGAUCUAGUGUAAGAGUCUGAACACAUAAGAGAAGGGGAGCCAUUUUUCCCAGCUCUCCCUGCAGACCACUGUGCCAUCUUCCAGGCUAUUUGGAGUGGAGGAGGCUGCAAAAGGAAGGGGACUCUGUGAAAAUUGCCUCUGCUUCUCUUAACUAGCACAUGCCUUGGCCAGAUCAAAUGAUGCUCUGCUCACUUUAGAUAUUACCAAAUAUUACCAAAAGUGCAGGAAGUUGAGUUACCAAGAACAUGUGGUUGUUGCUCAGCUGGCAAAAUUGACUUUUUGAGCAACAUGACAUAAAAGCAAGAAGGGUGGAUUCUCAAGCUCCAAGCUACAGUACUUCAGCAAUCAAAUUAAAACAAUAAGAAUCACAACCUUCUUAGGACUCUAUCUACUGUUUUCUGAAGCGGCCAUUGAUUCAAGAAGCCAACAAAUUCAUGUUCUCCAGAGUGCUGGGGUCAGUUGUCCUUACUCCCUCAGGAUCAUUACUGCUAGUGGCCAAGGCAACCCAGCCAGAUGGGUGGGGUAUGUAUAUAAAAUAAAAUAAAAUAAAAUAAAAUAAAAUAAAAUAAAAUAAAAUAAAAUAAAAUAAAAUAAAAUAAAAUAAAAUAAAAUAAAAUAAAAUAAAAUAAAAUAAAAUAAAAUAAAAUAAAAUAAUAAAAUAAAAUAAUUAUCCAAAUGUAUUAGUACCUCUCAGCAGAAGGGAUAAAUAAUUGCUCAAAACCAGCCACGGUAGUGAAAGGCUCCUCUCUCUCCCCCUUCCCCCUCAUUCUUCUUCCCCUCCUCCUCCUCAGAAUAUACCUAGCAUUGAUUGCAGGUUUAGCACCACAACCACUGGUGUACCCUUUAUCAGCUUAAAACACAUUACCAUGUUUGGAUGUGUUUCAAGUGCCCUAAGUACACUAAUGAUGCUUGUUCUACUUGGAAGAGAGCUGAGAAAUAUUUCUGCCUUUGUCUGUAAUGAAUACCUGACUGAUUACACAUACAUCGAAAACAUUACCUAUUCUCAAUCCAUAAGCUGCAGGAAGGGUUAAAAACCAUUUCCCAGGCCGUCUCUGAGUUACACUGUGUUUAGUUUGGCAGAUACCUAACUGAUCUGACCCAGGUAGCCUAAAUCAUAGAGAGGAAAGGUAAAUGAACGAGGUUUUAUUUCAGCUCCUCUGACUCAUAUUGGUCUUCUGAAAUUCGGUCAGGUUGUUCAAGCCCUCCUUAUUGUAAAGCAACAGAAACUGAGAUUCUCCUGUAGUGAUUGCACAGGUAUUAAAAGACACAAAGUCUUCAAAUUGAUACAUUGCAGCAUGGAUGUUCAUAGGCAACUUCUUGCUUCAUCACAUGAGUGAAAUGGACUGAGAAAGAGAUGUCUAUGCAUGUGGGGUUGAGGGGGUACAGUGAAGAACAGCCCAAGUUAACAACGUGAAAACCAUAGAUAAUGUGAAUCGGUGCUGAAGCACUAAACAUAUAAAGAAUGUUAUCAGAUUAUACUUAAAAUAGAAAACUCUUGUUUUUCUAGUGAUAAAAUAUAACCCAUAAUCCUUGUUAAAAACCCUGGGAAAUAAAAUCGAAUACUGGAAUGAAUUCCAAUUGCCCUCUGAAAUGGUCUUGUUAAGUAGAGUGACCUUGAGGUCAGAAAGGGAAUGUUUGGGGAGAUUGAAAAUGUUCCCUGACUCGUGUCUGUACAUUUCUAUUCUGAAAGUCAGAUUACUGCCCGUUUAUUCUUGUGCAGAGUGACUUUCUUGUUUGGCUGAUGAAAACUCCUGAAGGGCAUUGAUGGCAAGUGAUAGUGUACAUGGCAUUAGUUAAUAUGCUGGUGUUUGGAAUGUGGAUGGAAUGGUCAAUGACCUUAAGUAUUACCAAGGUAGCAUAAGGAACAGAGAGAUCACUUGUUUACCCGUUGGUGGCCUAGGAGUGUUGGUGGAUAGUGAUUUCUGAGUGGCCUAAAAUGAAAGGUGGUCCUUUCCUCUAUGGCCUUCUUGAGAAGAUCAUUUCCUAGAUGACUUGAAAGUCCCUGAUGGAAGGUUUUUCCUCUGUUGAAAUCUGUCUGAGGACAACAGAGUACAUUUUCAAGUACAUUGGCAAUAAUGAGCACUAAGCUUGGAUUCAUACACCAGAUAAUUAUGAGGGACAGAAUGCUAAGUAUCUGCUUAACCUCUUGUAAUUAACCAAGCUGAAGGGAGGCCAAGCUUAGACACCCUGCAUAGCACACACAUGCUCCUAUGCUGAGCAUAUCCAGAAGGCACUGAGAAUAAAACACAAGCUUGGGAUGCAGAUAUAUGGAAAUGGGUCUUUCUUGACAUCCUUAUAUUAAGGAAAAGAAAAAUGCUACUGUUUUCCAACAUGUGUGACAAACCUCAUAAAAGCUGUUCACUUGACUCCCUGUGGCAAGUAACAGUUGCCACCAGACAAUUAGGCAAUUGACAAAUAAUAACUAAGCAAUCCUAAACAUACAAAGAAUGAGUCCUCACUGAGUUUAGUGGGACUUACUUUUGAGUAGGCAUGCUUAGGAUUACACUGCAAGGCUGCAGCUAUACGUACACCUAAUUUGGAGCAAACCCCAUUGAACAUAGCAAGACUUAUUUUUGAGUAAAAAUUCAUUUUUACUUUUGUGCCUUAUUUGCAAAGUUCAUACACAUUGCAACCUGUUUUUUCAUUGUUUGCCUGCCCUCGUGAAAGUUGAUUGGGUGAAAGUCAGGCUUUAAAUUUGUACUCUGGUGUAAUAACUUUAUAUGUUGGGCUUUCACUUAUUGGCAUUCCUCAUGAAAGAUACUAUUAACACGUGCUUUGAAAUAAUGACAGAUAUAUUUUGUAUAGAAAAAGCUACUGGAUCUCAGUUCAGAAUAAUACGCAUAGACCAAUCAUGUUUUAUCCUUUUAUUUCUGUUCAAGUCCAAAUUCUGGAGAAUGCAUGGAGCAUGAAGGAACAAACAUGUAAUACUGUCAAUAAAGGAAGGUCACUAGUUCUUUACAUGUACUGUAAAGUUCAAUGCAAAUGUGUUUAAGUGAUUCUCCUGUUUGUUCUUUCCCCCCUUUAAAAAUCGAUAUAUCAUUGUCAUCAGAUAUGUGGUGUUCAGAAAAGUGGUAUAAACCACGUCUCUGUGGUUUGCACCAAAAAUAGUACUGUAAUACUUUAAAGGGAGACACGUGUCUAAAAAUACAUGCUCUGGCACUUAUUGUAACACGUAGAAGCAUGUUUCCUUUGUGACUGCAGGCACAUAUUCCCCUUCAAAUAUCAUGGAGUUCAUCACAAUAAUGUAAUGUAAUGUAAUGUAAUGCCCCCUAAGUGACAGAGUAGCCUCUGGGCAUAGAUACCAGCUCCUAGGGGCUGAGGCAUUUUCUCCCCCAGCCAUUUUUUAAGGGGGGCAGCCCCCUUCAAUGUUCAAAAGGCAUUUGGUCCUACCUCCUGGUUCCUUGUGAUGUCAGGACAUUGUGGCGGGGCCCCUCAAUCAUCUUGUAAAGUUGGUGCCUCUGCCUCUGGGCAAAGAAACUGGGUGGGGGAGGACAAAUUCUCCAACAGUUUUGUGGGAGAUGGGGCUCACCAUUAGCAUGGACAGUAGUAUAACUCUCUUGUUCCUCCCCCCCAAACCUUUUAGUUUUAUUUUAUUGUGACUACACUUGUUCAUAAAUGAUCUGGAAUUAGGAGUCAGCAGUGAGAUGGCCAUGUUUGCUCAUAAUGCUAGAUUGUUCAGGGUCGUUAAACCAAAAAGAGAUUGUGAAGAGCUCCAAAAGAGCCUCUCCAGGCUCUGUGAAUGGGUGUGAAAAUGACAAGUGCAAGUCAGUGUAAACAAGUGUAACAUGAUGCAUGUUGGGGCAAAAAUAUAUAUCUUAAUUUCACAUAUACACUCAUGGGGUCUAAACUGGCAGUCAUUGACCAGGAAUGAGACCUUGGGGUUAUAGUACAUAGCUUGAUGAAGAUGUCGACCCAGUGUGUGGCAGCCAUGAAAAAGGCAAAUUCCAUGCUAGGUACCAUUAGGAAACGAACUGAAAAUAAAACUGCUGAUAUAAUAAUGCUGUUAUACAAAUCAGUGGUGUGACCGUAUUUGCUGCGUGCCAUUAUCUCACCUCCAAAAUGAUAGCGUGUUGCUGCAAAAGGUUCAUUGAAGGGCAAACAGAACAACCAUGGGUGUGGAAUAUGAGGGAAGGUUGCAGCGUUUGGGACUUUUUAGCUUGGAGAAAAGGUGAAUAAGAGGUGACAUGACAGAAUUUAAAAUUAUACCAGGUAUAGAGAAAGUGGAUAAAGAAGAGCUUUUCUCCCUCUUUCAUAAUACUAGUACUUGUAGACGCUGAAUGAACCUGAAUGAUGGAAGAUGUAGGUCAAAUAAAAGUGUCUAGUUAAACUAAGGAACUUGCUCCUAUAGCAGGAAGCGCUGGCAACUGACUUGGGCAGCUUUCAAGGAAGGAUAGACUAAAUCAUGGAUGAUAAGGGGAUGUUCUGUCCCCAUGGUCAGAGGAUGUAAUGCUUCUGAAUACCAGUUACUUGAAACUACAGGAGGGGGGGAAGGCUGUUGCUUGUGGGUUUUCCACAGGCAUCUAGCUGGCCUCAGGAUGCUUGUCUAGAUGGAUCAUUGUCUUGCUUCAACAGGUUCUUAUGUUCUUACGUUACAUAUGACAGCAGCAGCAACUGUGUUUGUAGUCUAGUGACCAUUUCUGCAUUCUCCACAGUGCCCUGGACUUCGCAACAUGGUGGAGCGCUGCGGCAGAACAAAUGGUGGCAGCCACGAAAAGUGGUGGGGAAUAUUCAGGGAAAUUCUGUAGAGUGGGCUUCUUUUGGGGGAGUCAAAAAAAGAGGAAAAAUCCGAACCUUAUUUUUUUUAGUAAAAAAUGUCUUCUAAGAAUUCUCAUCUCAUCUCAAGGUAGGUAGGUAGAAGAUGCUGAGGGAAGGGACCUAAGGUAUUACAAGGAUGGGUUAAAAAUACACAAAUAUCUCUGUUUUCAUUGUGAAAUAUUGCAAGCUUUUUGGGGGGUAUAUUUCUAUAUUAAAGUUUUCCUUUUUUGUAACCUUUAAAAAUAAGAUUCUACAGGGCUUUAACAAUGCCAGCCAGACCUUCGUCCACACAUAAAGGAAAUGUGCAUGUUGCAACAUCUCUCCUUUGAGAAGAAAAAUCAGUAAACAUAAUAAAAGGGAAAGUGUGUUCUGUUGUUCUCUGACCUGUUCCCAUUCUGCAGCAGAGUGCUAGAAAUGUUUCUUCCUUCAUUACAUAAAUUGUUAAUUGGCCUUUGAGUUCUGGUUUUGAUCCAAUUCCAUUAAAUCUGGCUGGCAACAUGCCCCCCCCUCUUAAUUAAAAGCUGCAUUAGAUCUUAAGGUGCUUGCCUUCGGUAGCUAAUAAAUUCUGGCUACAUGACUUGUGGUCAGAUAGCGAUCUCGUUUUAACUAGAUUUAGAAAUUGCCCAGUAAUUUAAGUUGGCCUUUUCAUAUAUAAUAGUAAAAUAAAUAAAUAAACACAUUAACAAAAACAGCAUUGGUUAAUAAUAUACAUUAAAUUAUCUCUCUGAGUGAUCUUGUUCCAGUAUACUGUACAGAAAUUGAUUCGAUAUGUCCAGACUUUUAAUGAUUGCUUUUAAAGGUGUUGUGCCUUUAUAACUGCAGUUGAUGUGGUCACUAGUUUGUCCCAUUAGAGUUUCUGUACUCUGACUCUCAUGACUUGAAUUAUGUUCAAGGAGAAAGCAGGAAAAGGUUACUAGAAAGAUGGUGGAUGGACAAGGAAAUACUAUUAGACUAAGUUUCUUGUUCUGAAUCCAACUCAGGAAGUAGUUACCAAGAAGACGAAUAUUUUGGAAGAUUUCUUUAACUGUACAGUGGUACCUCAGGUUAAGUACUUAAUUCGUUCUGGAGGUCCGUACUUAACCUGAAACUGUUCUUAACCUGAAGCACCACUUUAGCUAAUGGGGCCUCCUGCUGCCACCGCGCCGCUGGAGCACAAUUUCUGUUCUCAUCCUGAAGCAAAGUUCUUAACCUGAAGCACUAUUUCUGGGUUAGCGGAGUCUGUAACCUGAAGCGUAUGUAACCUGAAGCAUAUGUAACCCGAGGUACCACUGUAUGUGUGACAACCAGAUUUUAAAAAAAUAUGUUGUCCUAAAGAGAAUUGGGAGAAAGGGGGAAAGCAGAAGGGACUGUGUAGCUACAACGGUGUGACAAGCCAGAGGCCCAAGUCUUCAUGCUCUUAUACAUGAAUUAUCCUUUUAAGUUGCAUUGAGUUGGUUCUGGAUUAUUUGUUGAUUAAUUAACCAUCUAAUCCUUUGCAAACGUAGGACCUGUUGAGUUCAGUGAGAUGUGCUUCCAGGCAAGUGUAUAAAUAAUGCAGCCUUUUGUAGCAAUCCUAUACCCAGUUUCAUGUGAGUAAGCCCAUUUGGUCAUGAGUCCACAUGCCUUUUUCAUUGCUUAUAGAACAGAAACAUAUUUGUCUGUUUACUUAAGUGCACACACAACUUACUUGAAGCUCAUAUGACAUUUCCUUGGAAGUUGGUCCCAUUUGAACCAUGUGCACAUACUUCUGAAUAAACAUGCAAUAACUUGGUUCAAGUACAAGGUUGCCAGCAUUAUAACUGUAUCCUGUGUCUUUUUACAGAAGCACAGGAAGCAGGCCUGUUAAAACGUUGAUAGCUCUGCUGAGAUUUAUCUUCAUUCAGGACCUGCAACUUCACUCAGGUAUUUGACAAAGCAGAAUGGGCAGUAGGAUCUAGAAUAAGAUGUGCUUCUGCAUUCUUAAAUGAUAAUUGAUAAGAUGCAUCCUCAUGUUUUGCUAAUUAACUGUCAAAACUUCAAACUUCAUGGAGCUAACUAUGAGCUAAACUUAAGACAGAGUUGAUAGGUCUAGACCCUGAGAGGACUUUCUGUCUUCUUAUCCUACCUAUUAAAUAAUCAUUAUGGCAAAUGAAAAAAUACAAUAAACUAUGUUCUAAUAAACUCCAAAUUUAAAAAUGUAGAAGUUAAAGCAACUAAAAAAUCAGGCACAUUGAAAGGCUAGCAGUCAUAUUAAAACUGGAGAAUGCCAUUGGAAAAAAGUACAUAUUAGGUGCUCAUCAAAAAUUCAGACUAUGGUUCUUUUUGUACUUAAAAUAGAUAGAUAGAUAUCUUUAUUGUCAUUGUCCCAUACAGAACAAUGAAAUCGAAAAAUAGCCCUUCAAAUAGAGGACUGUACCCUAUAAAGUAGGGCCCAUGGCCACCCUGAGCAUCCAAGUGCUGUGAUGUUCUGAGAAACUGCCUGGUGGAAUUUCCACCUUUCAUUCCACUUUUUUACAGGAGCCUUGUAGACCCAGCAACCUCACCUAAAAGCAGUCUGGCACAAUGCAGUCAUUCAUAUGGGAAACCUAUUGAGUUACAGAGUUUGGUAACAAGCAGGUCAAGAGACUCUCUGGCGUCCUCCAUUUUGUGGUGUUUCACAGUCGGCUACCAGUAGGUGGCCAAUUGAGAAGAUGAAGCCUGCUGGUCUCUCUCUUUCCUUUGUUGUCAUAUAUAAUUGGCAUGAGGAAUCACAGUUGUGCUGGAGGUGUUGGCACCCCUGUGCUCCCCUCUUCGGCAGCAGUCACUUGUGAGGUGUGAUGCCUGGUUUCUGCUGCCUUUUGAUUUGCUCCCUGGCUGCCUUGCUGUCAGCUACUGUAUGAACUUUGCAGGGCUGUGGGGCUCAAAUUAUUAAAAUUCAGAGAUACCUCAUUAAUUUGUGCUGCUUUGGAUGCUGGACUCGGUGACCUGCCUGAACUGAGAUUGCAAGCAAAUCUUUCUGACCCCCUCAAAAUUGUUUGGAAAAGGAAGUUAGGCAUAUAUUGUUAACUUGCCUGUGGAAAAGUAACUACUGCUCAAACAUGCCCCUUACUGCUGUAAGACAUUGCAAAAAUAAAAAUAAAAAUAAAAAAUGUAUUAACAGUAGGCCAGCAGACACCUAUGAAAUUUCAUUUGCAUAAAUUGCCCGUUCUCAUUUUUGAUAUUCUUAUGUGACUCAGUAUUAAAAAUUACUAGCCUAGUUUUGCUAAUAUUAGCAGUAGAGCCCUUUCCGAGUAAUCUAAAAAUGUUCCAAGGGGCUAAAUAAUUCAAAUUGCCUCAGGUCUACACACACACACCCUGGUGAAAUGAGUGAAUCUUCAUUGUCUAAGAAAAUGGAUGAGGAAUAGGAGGUCAUCCGAAGCCUCUCAUUUAUAUGAUAAUUACAAAUAAGCAGUGGCUAGUGAUUCAGGAUACAAAUCAUUUGCUCCUAUGAGACCAGUGUGUUUGCUAAACAGGAAGUAUGUGAUUAUGUCCUGCUAAUUAGUUUCCAGGUGAUGGGAAGAAUGCAGUGCAUAAGAGGCCCAGUUCACACUGCACAGCCCCACUAUUUCUCUGUAAGGCAGUUAUCUUGUAAUUGAAUUACUGCCUUUAAUUAAUACAUGCAUCUAAAUUAAGAACAUGUGUAUGCUGUGUGGAGAUGCAGAGUGGAACACUGGUAGUUAUGUAUAUGCCUGUCUGUGUUUCCAUCUAGGUAGGACAUCACAGGAGAUUAAUGACAGAAAGGAGGGGAGCAAAAUGCAGAGCUAA